GGCCGGCCUGUCUAGCUGAACGUCCCCACCGAGACACGCGCGCGCGACAAGCACCGCGCUGUUAUUGUUAUUAUUUUUUUUCCACUACUGUUUUUUUUUUUUUCUCUCUGCUGUUUUUCGCCCGACAGCUGCCGUCCGUCCGUGCCUGCGGCAAUAGCUCAACGGUUUCGCGCCGUCGCCAUCCGCGGUAUCAUAAUCGCACGGCGGGUAAUAAGUAAAUCGGUUCGUACGUUUUCCGUCACAGCCCGCGAAUCGUGCCGCGCCGCGCCGCGGAAUAAUUACGGGACCGUUACGAGUACGGCGGCGGCGGGUCGUUCGCUCAGCGAUUCGGCCGGCGAGAUAGACGGCGGCGGCGGCGUCUGUACGGUUCGUUGACGAAUGGACGGCGGCCGUCUGGUGUUGUAACAGUGUUACACAGUGACCGUCGUCGUAAAAUAAAAAAUACGAUUUUAUUAUUAUUUCGUUUUUUUUCUACCCGUACCGUUUUAGUCGGUGUUUAUCUACGCGUACGUAUACAGUGUAUUAUCGUUAUCAGCUCCGCGGCGCCGCGCUCUCGCAGACUGUUGUUUUUCAAGUUUACCGAAUUUCCUCUCGCCGAGCGUCGUAGCGACCCCCUCCGAAAGAAGAGAAAAAAAUGGAACGCAACGACUACAUAAACGACGGAUAUACGUGUUUCUACUGCCAUACGUCCUACGAAAAAGGUAAUUAUUUUUUUCUGGGGGAGGGGGGAAACAAUAAUACCUACCUAAAUGUGUCGGCUAUAUUAUAUUCUAUUCCGCGUGUUAUUUACCCGAUCGUUUUUUUUUUUCUCCUACCCGCCUAUAAUUAUACUUGUAUAAUAUGCUCGAUCGCACGAACGUUGUAUGCGGCGGUAUACGAUAGAACAGAAAAAAAAAAACAUACGUGCGACGCGCGCAAUCUCCAUACUCGUGUGUUGUGCAUCGCUACGUGAUCGCACGGUAGGUAUGCGGUAUUAUGGUAGUUUUAGCAAUAACGAAAAUAAACGCUCGCGCGAUAAGAACAGUGGAUAUACAGUGAUAAGACGGAUUGUGUGCAGGUAGCCGCCGGAUUUAGUACUACGGGUGAAAGUAUACUGUAGCGGGUUAUGAAAUGUUUAGCGAGCGGGGCGGGGGACACGUCAAUACGGACGUGUAAGCUCGAUACCGGCUGGUAAGCCGCGGUACUACUAAACGGUAACAGUAUUAUUAUUGUUAUUAUUGUUAUUGUGAUGUACGGAUCGUAAUCGGCACGCUAAAGUAUGGGACGUUUUGCUCCCCCCCCCCCGUCCGGAGAAAACAGUAUAAUAGGUAUUCGUCAUCGUAAUAUGUUCGUUGUUAUUCGAUUGCGUGGACACGUGUUAUGGGGGUUUUACACCCCAGUCGAAAAUAGUUAUGUUUUCCGAAAAUGUUAUUAUAAUAUUUCAUACGAGUAGUAGGCGCGGUAAGGUAAUAAUAGGUAGGCAUAUUAGGUAUGAACAAAAAGCGAUAAUAAUUUGUCAACAUUUAUAGCAAACGACUCGCGCAUUUAUAACGACGUUGCAUAAUUAUUUAUAACUGUAAAUUUUAAGCAUUAAAAACGUAAAAAACAAAAAUGCCCUAUCAAAUAGGUUAGGUAAGCUUAGGAUACCUUUCCCCUCCCGAAAAAAAAUACUGAAAUUUCGUAAAAUACAAAGAGUAUACGUAAUAAGUUUAACGAAAAACAAACCGAAUUAAAAAACGGUUGUUAUAUAUUUUGAUCGGCAUUCCGAAAGAUACGAUCAAGUUUUACUUUUAUAUCGUGUGUAUACUGAACAAAAAAAAUGAGUGAUGCCUAACCGAAAAUAAAUUAACGGUUCGUCUCGAUUGUUGCAUUCAACAACAAGUGAGGGUCCGGAUAAAAGAUUUCAUUAAAGAAGAACGUUUUAUAUAACAAGUACGUGCGUGUACAAUCUAUAAAAAAAAAAAAAAACAGAUUGUUAAAAAUACCAUAAAAAUAAGAUUGAAAGUGGAAAAAAAUUGCGAAACAUCAAAAAAUGAGAGAUAAAAUUUUGGAUUGUUUGAUCCGUUUUAAUUUAUAACCUAACUAUCCAUAGAGAUACCUAAUUUUAUUCGAAACGUCAUUUUAUAGCCAUAAAUGAUAUUGGUUGUUAUUUUGAAACACGUUGUAACCACGGGCAACACCGGUGACGUGUUCGGGGGUUCACGUGUGGUUUUUGUUUUUUUUUUCCUCGAAGGGUUACGUUUUCAGUUCUCGCAGUUAUUAAUUUCCAAGACUAUAAUAUAAUACUAUAGUUGCUUCGGUGACAAAAAAUUUUACGGGUCGGAUCCGACUGUUUGUUUCUCGAUGUGUUUAUAGAAUAAUAUAUUAUUUUACAUAUUUUGUUCUAGGCAAUAAUCAGUAUAGAAACGAUAAUAUAUUUAAAAAUUAAAUAUAAAUAUAUAAAUAAACAUAUCGAUGGUGACACGGCAAAAGGGUCUAAACGGCACAAUUCAUAAUAGUUUUCAGGAGAGUCAAAAAACAUUUAUUUGUAAUUUUAAUACUUUUUUUUUUUUUCGUACGUCUUUAAUAUGAAUACGCAUCGUUGAUUAGCUUUUAUUUAGACCCCUAUAAUUGAGAAGACAAAAUAAAUAGUGUCAUUUAUACCCAAAACUUAAAACUCAAAUUGUUCGUUAAAUAAUGGUCAUAGCUCAUUUUGCACACGCUCAAUGGACGAAACAAGUAUUUCUCUAUCCAAUAGAGAAGCUGUGCCUCUUAGACCCAAAGCUUCGUUUAGAUCCUUUUGCCGUUUCACCAUCGAAAUUAUGUAUAUUAUUCUUAUAGCAUUGGUUAUCGACUAAGUACUAUACAAUACUGCAACAGUUUACGUCUACUCAUUUUCAUUAAUAAAAAAAAAAUUGUUUUCCGUUGUGAUUCACUGUUAAACAACUGUUUUUUUUUUAUUUUUUAACAGAGUAGGUAUAUAACAAUAACAACCAUGUAUGUUGAUUAUUAAACUUACCAAACACAAUAUUAUAUUUUAAGUUCCCGCGUGACCGACUAUAAAUGAGACGAGAGGAAAAAAAAGUAAAACAAAGAAAUUAUAAUAUAACUAGCUGUCCCGCCCAGCGUUGCCAAUUUUCUAUUGAUUUUUUUACUCCUAUUCCUUUUUAGUUUUUGACCGUGUGAGUAAUGAAUAAAAAAAAGUGGAAAGUGGGUAGUCCAUCUUCGGCGGAAUAAGUGUUCUAUUAUCAUAUUUUUUUCAUGAUUUUCAUACGAAAAAUAACGAAACCUCGAUUUUUUUUUAGAUGGGGAGAGUUGAUGGAUUUCAAAGGAAGUUAAGUCUAAUCUAACUUAUCAGGGAGUGGAGACGCUCGACAGCGAGAAAACGCGUGUACUGUAUUAUAGCUAAUUGUCGUUCGCAGACGGCACAGUGUUUGUUUUAUACCUUCCUGUGAACAUAGGCCGACAAUUUAUAUUAAUAUAAAGUUAAUUAUUCAGUUGUUAAUCUGUAUAUAUAAAAAUGGAUCGAUAUUUUGUCGAUGAUGCCUUAACUUUCAAACUUUUCCUGUAGAUUUUCCAAAAAUCGUCUUUCAUAAUAAUCUUACGAAUACACGAAAAAAAAAUCAGGCAUAUCGGUCCGUCCGUUUUCAAUUUAUGGCGUCAGCUAAAAAAUAUCAAUUAAUUUAUACAUAUCUAUAUAAUAUAAAUGUGCGUAUUUGCCGAUAUAUUUAAAUUUAUAUUUAAAAAAAUAAUAAAUCGAUUGUAUCACUCUCUUGGCGCCCUCUGAUGAAUCUUUAUUUAUUAAUUUUCUAUCAGAAUGUACAUUUAAAUUUUGGGACAACUUACACGGAAUAUCUUACUGAUCAUUCAUUUUUUUGUUUUUUAAUUUCAUCCGUAUCACCAAGGUAACCCAUAAAUCAACAAAAAAAAAUCGCUGUACUAAAAAUACCAAUUACUCUGUGUCAUCUACCCUUGCACUGCCACCUAUCGGGUCCAAUUGUGAAUCUAAACCAUCCAGGGACCCAUUCAAACAUAUAUAAAAAAUUUCGUCAAAAUCAGUCCAGCCGUUAAGGAGGAGUUCAGUGACAUACACACGUACAGUAGAAUUAUAUAUAUAAAGAAGAUAAUAAUUACAUAUCUCUAAUUCGGUACGUUUUGGUAACGGUCGGUGUUUAUUGACUAGUGAAUACUCAUUUAUCGGCAUCUAACUUUCCUUUCAAAGUUACAAACCUUUUUGCGUAUAGUAACCAGUAUAUACCUGUAAUCUAUACAUUAAAACACUUCUUGUAAUAAACUGGAUAAUUCCGGUAUAGUUAAGUUACAAGUAGGUAUACAACUUGAAAAACGUCAACGGAAAAAUAUCGGUCGUUUUUUUACUUUUUGUUUUUCGCCGUUUUCGUGUGUGCGUGCGUUCUAGAUUAAAUAAUUUUUUUUUUUUUUGUUUGUUGCUGGGUCAAAGUUCUGGUUUUAUUUUCUUCCACGGCGAAAGCGUCGAUUAAUAAAGUGGCACGUGAUAGAUUGUUCUCGUUUGCGGCAGUGACGUACAAGUACGCGAGUCCGGUGACAUUUAAACGAAACCAAAAUACCUAUAUAUAUAGGUAACUAUAGUCUAACAGUGAUCCUUGUCCACAAGCAGAGAUUAGAUAUAUAAUUAGGGGUGGGGGAGGGAGUUAAAUAGUCCUAAUAUACAGGUGAUGUAUCUAUCAUAAGACACUCAUUAUUUCGGAAAUUAUCAACUUUUUUUGACAUUUGUUUCAUAGACAAUUUGGAAACAAGCAGCUCAACAAUUUCACAAUUAUGUUAUUUUUUGUCCUCUAAUUUUUGGAAGUGAAAGAACUACCUACUUUUGAUUUCCAUAUGACAAUCUAUAUUAAAAAUUCCAUAAAUAGAUGGGAGUAGUAGUUAAAAUAAAUGUUGGUGUUUAAAGUCAAUCCGUUUACGGGAUAUUCCACUUUUAAAUUUGGGUUGGGGGGAGUAGUUAGAUAUUAUUAAAACGCCGUGCGCUGUGCCGCCACAUAAAUGAUGCUUCACUACUCUUCCCCGACCCAAACUUAAAAGUGGAAUAUCGAAUUGACGAAAAUUACAAAUUUAAAUACCAACAUUUAUUUUAACUACUAUUUUAUUUAUUUACGGAAUUUUUAAUACAGAUUGCCAUUUGAAAAUCAAAAGUAUGUAGACGUUUCACCCUUAAUAAUGAGUGUGCCAAAGUAACAUAAAUGUAAAAUUGUAGAGCUACUUGUUUCUAAAAUGUUCUUUAAAACAAAUUUGGAAAAAAGUUAACACUUUCCGAGAUAAUAAGUGUCUCACGAUAGUUUGAUCCCCCGUAUAUUAAAUAAAAUUCCAAUUUUGGAGGAGUCCCGCUCUCUGUUUUUAUCGAAAUCGGAACCAUGUGUCUACAUUUUGAAAUUAAAAUUAUGUGUGUACUCAUAAAGGUAAUUAUCAAAUUUGGACCACUCUUGAACAUUUCUUUUAAUACAUUUUGUUUUUAUAGACGCAUGAACUAUUAAUUUAUUUUGUGAUAUAUAAAUUAAUGAUUUCUAUCAGAAAAAAAAAAAGACAAUAUAAUAAGAUCUAGUAUAAACUUCAAAACCUGGAAUUGGAAUCUCAAAUUUAUAGUCCUCUUAAAUUCACAGUAAUUGGAAUACAAAUUAAAAAUUCCUAAAGGAUGAAAAACUAGUAGUGUGUAUUAGCCUAAGCCGCGAUAUUAAGAGUACUGGAGUAUCGCAAGUGGCGUAUUUAAGAAAUUAAAAUACAUAUAUAUAUUUCCCUCUUGAUCAGUGACGGUUUUGACCAAACUUCAAAGGGGGACGACGACAAUGAUGAAUUUUGGAGGGCUUGGGAGCAUAUGCCCCAAUCUCUUGCCAAGACCCCAACAUUUUUUCAAAUCAUCCUAUAAAGCUCUCCCUUAUAUUUGCCAGGAUAUCCACCAAUGAGAGUGACUUCAAACGGUAAACCCUCUCCCCCAAGUGUAUACCUCAAAUUACUGCAUCAAACAUUAGUUCCAUCAACUUAAUCAAAACAUACGCCACAUGUAUUAACGUAUUAGAUAAAUAAACAUCUGCUGCGUACCAGGAGGGGGACGAGGGAUAAAAAAAUAAAAAAAUGCCACAUAAGAAUGUGGAUUGGUACGAGAAAAGCCAAUGUAAAUUUUUAAAAAAUCAGUUAGAAUAAUAAAAAAAGAAAAAGUAUGUAAUUUUUUAUUUUCUAAAUAAAAACCGAAAAUUACACAUUUACAUUUAAUAAAAUACAUAGAGCCAUAUGGGGAAUUAAAAUUUCAAAGCCCGUUUUUCAACAAUCACAAAAUAUAACAUUGGCCCUUCUUGCAUCAAGCCAUAGAAUUAUGUGGUACAUUGUUAUUUUUUUUAGGUUAGUUACAAUUAUUUUGAAAUUUGUUUUCCAUGGAGUAGUAAUAAAUAAAAUUUGAAUUAUUAAUAAUAUGAUAACAUGGUUAAAUUCAUAAAUAUUAAUAUUUUUGUUAACCCGGUCAAGGUUUCUGGUAUCAAUAUAGGCUAGGAUGGCUUAUGUGGAUUUGCAUUGUUGUAUAUUAACCAGGAAAUAAGUAUAACGAUGAAUGAUAUCAUUAAAAGAUUCUCUUUUAUGAAAACCCGGAAGUUAGACUUUGCAUUAUAAAUUUAUAACACACAUUUUAAUUUAUAUUAUAUUUAAUUGAAUACAAGUUUCUUAAAACUGUAGCUGUGACGUUACUCUUUAAGUAAUUUUCUACUUAAAAGAAUGGGUAAAAAUAGUGAAGAUAUAUUCUCCUUCCCCCCAAUCUGUAACAUAGGGUUAAGUCACUGGGGUUAGGUCUAUGAUGGUUCUUAUUUGAGGCAAGUUUGAGUGAGAAAUGUAUUGGUUUUACAAUGAUAUUUAUUUUUUUUUUCUAUGGACAACUUUUCUACCAGCAAUUUUGCUCUGAUUUACUAUGAAAACACUUUUUCUGAAGGCAAAUCUGACUGGAAAGGUAAUUUAUGUAGGUUAUUUUUUGAUUUUCCCUGGAUUGUUUUCCAAUAAAUAGGAAGGACAUGGGAAAACCAGGAAAAACGUAGAAAAACGGGAAAAUAAGUACAAUGUUAUACAAAUAUUAUUAAAAAAAAAAAUAUAAUACAUUUGAUCAUAAAAUGAUGUAUGAUGUAUUGUUGAUAAAGCAACACUAUCAAACGAACUCCGCUUAAAAUAGUUUUUUUCUUUAGCAAUGGUUUAUCGUCGCUUACUGAUAUACAUUAAAUUUUCCAUCUACUUUUCAAUAAUAACAGAGAAGAGACUAAAAAUUUUAACAGAACACGAAUAAUUGUUAUUUCUAAACGUGGUUAAAUACUUAAAACAUUUAUAGACAUCUUAAUUUUGCGAGUUUCUACGUAAUUUUUUUUCGCCAGGAACUCUGUAAGUAACAUUAUAAGAUUUCGGAUCGUUUCUCUUCGACAGCCGUAAAGUUGCGAAUGAAAUUCCGUUGAGUACGCAUUCAUUCGUUCAUGUUCGAACGUAGCCUUUACACUGUACUUUGUGUACCAACAAAUUUUGUUUACAAACGAACAAACAACAUAGGUAUUUUUAUUUAUAAGUUGUGAACGGUUUAAAUACUUAUUGGCCACGCUAAAUCUGAAAAAACUUCUCUUUAUUUUCGAUAUUAGUCGAUUGAUUUAAUUAUUUUGUACAUAUAGGUACUUAUCAUCGUGUGCCUGACAGACAACUAGACGGAUAUUAGUAUUUAGUUAAGUUUAGGAUUAUAAUAUUAUAACUAAGCCGUUAAAAUCACAACAUAAGUACUAAAAAUAUAAUUAAUUAAAAGUUGCAUUAUUGUUCUUAUGAAGUCUAGACAAAUAUGACAAAUAUGAUUAAUCUAAACCCUAAAUCGAGUAGGUAUUGAGGUAUUAAAAGUAGGCUUCAUUAUGUUUCAAUCGCUCACUGGAAAAUGUCCUAUUUAAAAUUAACUAUUAUUAUUUUUUAUUGUCAAUAUUUUUGAAUUAUAAAAUUCCAGUGAUAACAAUUAUAGAUUUUAUUAGCUUCAAUAAAACCUAAUUAUAAAUUACAUCAAAAACAUUAGGGAUUUCCCGUAUAUAUAAAAAUUAAUUAAUUAAUUGAAUUAAUAGCUUAUAAUUACCCAAAUGUUCUAAUUUUUAUUUUUCAUGAUUUAAAACGUAAUAAGUUGUCUACACAUUCCGUAGUAAGGGAUAAAAUUUUUAAUGCUAGCAUUAAGGAAAAAAAAAAAAAUUCUUUAUGACACUAUGUAUAAUAAAUUGCCUACACAUUAUAUAGUAAGGGAUAUGACUUUCAACGCUAGCAUUAAGGAAAAAAAAUACAUAAUUCUUUAUGAUAAAAUGCAUAAUAUGUUGCCUGUCCAUUUUAUAAGUAGGGGUGUUACUUUUAGUACAAUUAAAUUAGUAAUAAUAAUACUAAUAUUAUAAUGGAGUGAGGCCACAUUCCGAUUUACCAAUUAUUGAUAAAAAUGUCAAAUCCAAUUUGAAUUUACAUUAAAAUAUUAUUCGAGUAUAAUUAAAAAUAAUAUUCAAUUAACUGUUGAAUUUCUGCUCACGAGAAAAUAUUCAGUAUUAUUGUAUAAUAAUUAUUAAAUGCCUACUAUAGAGGUUUUUAAAAGUCUAUAUUGUAUGAAUAUUUAUCGAAAUUGAUUUUGUCUUAACUAAAAAAAAAAAACUAAUUUAAAUGCAUCGAAAAUUGAAAUUACUAUAAACUGUCAGUCCUCAUUCCUCAUAAACUGUGUAUGCCGGGAAAAUAAUAAUAAUGAUUGGUUUCUGAAAUAUUUCUGUUACCUACUUCGUAAAGUAGACGUUUUUACAUCGCACUUUUUCCCUGUUACCAACCCGACGAUAUUCGAUGUUCGAUUAUGAAUUCGAUGAUAUGAGUUUGAUAUGAGUCCGUGCUCGAGUACUCUAAGCGAUUCGAACGUUAGACUGAGAACCAUUGGUAUUUAUCAUUCCGCGCAAAUAAAAUGCCUUAAUAUUAUUUUCUUGUGCGUUGUUUUCCCCGUUUUAUGCUGCCCCCUCCGUAUAUAUUUAUAUACAGUUAUAUAUAUAUAUAAACCUACUUACACUAUAAAUAUUGGUAUCUAUACGGCUAUAUUUAUUUUAUAGGUAUUCCAAGAAUCAAAAAAAUGCACAUCAUCUCUACGUUUUUGGUAUUAGGUAAUAUCGCUUUAUCGGUUAUCUCUUAAUUAUUACUGUUUUCCGUUUUAUUUUCAUCGUUAUAAUAAUAAUAUGGAUUUUUAUUAUCAGAGAAUUUAAGAAUUUCGAUAUUAUAUUCAGUUGUCAGUCGACGACUGUCGGAGCUCUUUAUGCCGUUACUUGUACCUAUAUUUUGUAUAAAUGAUUACUUUUUGAUUAAUUUAAUAUAUUGUUCAACAAUUAUUAUUUUAUUUAAUACUAGUGCAGAAUAAAUUAGUAGUAAAUUUAAAUAGUGUUAUUUUUAAUAUCUAUAUUCCAAUUAUCUAUGGCAACAUUUAAAGAACUGAGAGCAGAUUGGGCGAACAUUAAAAAUGGAAACUGUAGCUUCGCAGGUAGUACAUAUAGUUUUUUAUUUUAUGUAUAUUUUAUAAUUUCAAUAAAACACAAUUUACCUAAGCUCUUAAUUUAACUGGGUGCCUACUGUGAGGACUAAGAAAUUAAUUAUGAUUAAACAUAUUGGCACAUAUAUGAUACCUACACAGAAAUGUGUACCUACACCAAAAUAAUAUUACGAUCGAGUAUACUACCUACUAAGAUAGGUAACCUGAUCUGCCUACACGUGCUGAUCUAAGAUUACGAAAUAAUAGUAUUCGCGAUUCGUCUGUUUUACAAGGUAUCGGUUUGUUUUGUAUUAUAGUUUAUGAUACGAUUUCGACGUUAGUGUGAAAAUGCUUCAAAUGUAUUACUAAGAUUGAUCGAGUGCCGUCGCCAUUCUCACUUUAACCAUACUUCUAGAAUGUUGGUCGCACCUGUUUGAUUUUAUUCCACUCGCAACUUUCCCAUGAUGCCAGACAUUUUCAAUGGUUUGGGACUUGGACAAAACACUCGGAACGAUGACAAUUUAUUAUUAUGAUGGUGUAAUACAAUAUUGUAAUUGAUUUUGAUUGGCCUCCGUUUGUCAGAAUAAACCUGGUCGAACUUCGUUCGAUAUUAUACAUGGGAUAAUAAGACGCGUUUCGUGUCUUAUCCCUUUUAUAAAUUCGCUUUUGAAUAAAUCUCAAAAUAUUGCGAGAUAUUGAAACAAUACAUUUUACAGAUAAUAGAUACUAGUAUGAUUUGUACAAAAAUAAUAUUUGACGAUCGGGUUUUCUGUAGAAAAUUAUCAAUUUAUUUAGUACCAGAUAAGGAAUAAUAAUAAAAUUGUAGGUUGGUAUCAUAUUAUUAUAUUGAUAAUAUUAAACAAAGCAUAUUUUUAUGUACAAGGCAGGGGUUGAGCGGGAACUGAAUUCAUGCAGGGAGAUUGGAAUUAUUCAUUAUGGCAACCCGACAUUCCUCCCCCCCCCUCUUCCAAUUUUAUACCAAACAAGUUAUGAAAAAAAAUUUAAUAAGAAUGUAUCGCGUGAAAUAUUUUCAAUAACAAUUUACUCCGUUCUGUAUACAAAUAAUAUUGUUAAGAGUUCUUAUUAUAAUUACUCUAUUAGUACUUUUAGCUUUCAGUACCUACUAAACAAAUUAUUUCAAUACUGCUGUAUCGUUGAACUAUCACAGUAAUAAUAUUCACAAUAAAUCGUGUGAGUUUUGAGUCCAGUUUGUUGAAGAAUCAGUUGAAUUUUUAGUAUUGAAAUGAAAAUUUGAUGGCGUUAAGAAACAAAUAAACAAAUCGGUCUGUGUAAAAUUUCCAUUUCCAGACCGGCCAUUCCGAUAUUGGCGCAAGGUUCGCUAUACAAUAUUAUUUCCGUGUAGAUUUCAGAAUAUUACCGGUUACCGGUACAUACAAUAGUAAAAAUUAGUGAUUCUCAACCAUUGACGCAACCAGGAUUUAUUUGGGGAAAAUGGAGGGUUAUAAAUUUUAAAAAAACACGCUACUGCUGUUAUCACCUAUCUGUACACUAAAGCAACACGUACACUAUGUCACGAAAUUACUUUUCAAAUUGGUGUAUAAAUCAUAAAACUUUUAUACUUACGUACUACGUGGAAUUCUCCAAACAUAUUUCGGGGAGGGCCACAACCUCCAUCACCCCCCUCUAGUUGCGCCACUGUUCGUAACUACAGUAUAGUCUACAUUGUCGGGUUUUCAUGAGUAAAACUGUAACAAUUAAUACAAUUCCCAAUGAAAGAGUGUAUAAUAUUAAACAUCUACGUCUAGAUUAUUUAUAUAGUAGCCAGACUGCUGUAUAAUAUAAUAAUUUAUGCGGGUAAUCCUAAUUCCUAAUAUAAUGUGUAUUAAAAUCGUAUCAUUCGUAUCAGCUCGAUGUGCAUAUCUGUGUAUCAGGCGCGUGUACAAAUGGAGUUUUAGGCGUUAAAACUCCCCCUCCCCCCCAUUCCACUACAUUUCAUGAAAAUAUGAUGAAAGUAGAUUUUUAUUGGUCUCAAAAAUGGUUUCUGUCAAUGAGAAAGGAUAAAUUCAAUUUUGGUUUUAUUUUCAUUUUAUUGCUAGAUAGUAGGUAUAUAUUAUUAUACCGUUAUUAUUGUCAUUUAAAAUUGUGGUUCUCCUGAUUUUAGAAAAUUAUAACUGAUACGGCGUUCUUGCAUAGACCGCAUCAUCAUCACAAUUAUAUGUUAUCAUUUAGGCUAUGUUCGCUAAACAAACGUAAAAUUUAGUAAUACAGGAACCUUAAAAGGUUAAAAAUAUUGAAAUUUUUAAUGAAAAAUAAACAACCCUACAAUUGAAAGUAUGUAUAUGUAGUAUGUAUUAUAUUGUUAUAAGAGUAUGAAAUUGUACAAUCUGAAACCCCCCCCAAAAAAAAAUUUUCUUUUGUAAACGUACCUGCUGUGUUUUGUAUCGUAUUCUGAACGGAACGAGAAAUAGGUAUUAAAAACUGUUUUAUCGAAAAACGUUUUAAAGUAGUCGGCAAUAUUUCAAGACGUGCGAUAAAAGUUUCGCCCGGCGACCAAUCCAAUUAAUAAUAUAAUAUAAUUGAACAUGAGGCGGAUAAAAAUUGUAUCGAUUUUUCAAUCCCGUCGAAUCUGGAAAUCGUGAAAAACUAAUAAACAAUCGGCUUAAAAACUAAAAAACCGUCUCAUUCGAUACUACAACAGUGGCGUAUUAAAAAUCCGAGAUUUGCUACUCGGAUCGUUUCUCGAAUAUUUCAUAGUUAUCAUAUAUUUUAAAAUUUAAAUUAAUAAUUAUAAAAAUAAAAUAUUACCGCGGAUUGUGUCCUCGCUACUCACCCAAAACGGUGACCUUAAAUCAAGAUGCAAAUGCAAAGUCGUACGCAAUUUAUAAUUUUUGCGUACACCUAUAGACACUAUGGAAAUUUAUAAUUAAAUUCAAGUUUAUAACUAUAAGUAUAUAGUUUAUUGCAAUUAAGCAAAUUUAAUAAUUAUUUUUUUUUUUUUUUUUUAUGUUAUAAUUUUUAUCUCUUAUUUUAUCACAACAGCCACCGCCGCCUUGUAAUUCUCAAUUGGUAAUAUAUUUCAGGCGUACUAUAUUAUAAUUGUUUGAAUUUUUUCAAACAUAGAAAGCUGCAGCGGCAUUAACGCACAAUAUCUACUUUUAAUUACUAAAAAACCGGUUCCUAAACUCAUUACCGCAACUAUGAAGUGUUAUUAGGUAUAUUUUAACUAUAAUAGUUUAUGUUGCAGUUCUACAACCCGCGAAAAGGUGUUUUUACACACGAAAUCUAAACUCUUACAACAAUAUUGUACAUUAAAACUCGCCAAUCGCGUGUACGAUUUUUUGUUUCGUCGUCGUAUACGCAUUAUUAUCUCGACUGUAAAAAAAAAAAAAAAACAGAAAAAAAACAAUGCAACUAUUACCGUGGUGUUUUUAAUAUCAAAUAACACUCGAGAAUUGACGACAGAACACAGAAGCUGAUGUUGACUUUUCGCCCCUCAUCUCGUAUUCUAUAGAAUACCGAGACGUAUCGAAUAAAAUUAAAAAAAAAAAAAAAAAAAAAAAAAAGUCUCGUUCGAAAUUCGCGUUAAUUUGAUUAAAAAGCGAUUUUCAAGACAUUUCGUUUUCCUUUUGUCGGCCGAAUUUUACCGCCGGAUCGCCCGGGCGUUUUUGCCUCUCUCGGACGUUUCGACGGAAUCGACGAAGGUUUUUUUUUUUUUAAUUAUUAUUUUCGUUCGAGAGAAUAUAAUUAUAAUGUUAUUACCAACAGAUCGAAAUAACAGCGCGUAGAUGUUUUAUACAGUCUGCGUAUUACGCACAAGCGAUAUAACAACGGUGACACCAAGCCAUAGGUAUAGGUACGACCGCUGCGAAUUGUGACGUGUCGCCGUAAUUCUGCAAUAUUUGCGGCAUUUUUACUGUAAAUAGUGCAAAAUUAACGUAAAACUAUUAUGGUCGCGCGAAAUGGAAAUAAUUCGUAUGCGUGAUAAAUUUUCGUUGCGUCGUACGUUUUCACAAUGUCACUGCGAAUCGGACUCCGGAUUUUCGGUAGAUAUUAAUUUGGGAUUUUCGGCGUGGACAUUUCGGCCGAACGCCUCGGACACUCGGCGCUGUGCAUUCCCUACCGUUUUUUAAUACAAUUGUUAUUAUUAUUAUUAUUAUUAUUGCUGUAUUAUACCGUCUUAAUUUACUAAUACGAAUAUUAUUCGCAUCGUCGCCCGCAAUAUUAUCGUUCGCGUGCUCGUACGACACAAUUUCUAACCGUCCCGGCACUCUCUACUGCAGCGUCGGCUCAACACUAUAAGCACCGUGUACGCUAUAUUUAUGCAUUCGUAUAAAAUAUCAUAAUAGUCUAUUCUUUUCGGUUGCCUUCGCGGUGUAGGUACUUGUAUUCGAAAUAAUUACACUUUUGAUUUGUUUGCCGAUCGGUAUACAUAUUGUCUGAAAGACCCAGUUUCGAUGUAUUUUAUUAUUAGAGGCGUUAGCUACGAUAUAGUAUAUUGUACGAAAUUCUCGGAGAACCGCGUGAAAUGUAAUAUUUACACGGCGUUUAAGAGUACAGUUCUGGGACAUUGGUCGAAAAGGGCCGAGCUCACUUUUAAUCACUUUUGAAAAAUUCGAAAUCAAAACGCAUUUUUAGGCCUUUUUUUUUUUAUAUCGCAACAGUAAUUGUUCUAACACCGUUGGUCUUCUCAAAUUUCACAAUAAUGAUUAUUGAGAUACGCCCUUUUACCAUCCGAAAAACCCUUUAAAACUUUCACCAAAAGGUGACAUUGGCUCUUUUUGAUCCAAGUUCCAGAAUUAAUAAUUAUUGCAAAGUAGAUUUAACAGAUUUCUUAUAAUUGGAACAGUAAAGUUAGGCGGUUUUCAAACUUUCUUCAAACGCGGCACACCGGUGUGCAAAACCGGCCGGGAAAAUAUCGCAGCCCCGUGCCACUGUGCAGUAAUUUUUGCGGGGCCACGAUAAGCUUCUUUUUUCCCCCUUUUUUAACCGUCUAAUACCGAGCGUGGGUGAAUCUUUACAAUACAAUUCUUCUCGGUUCAUAAUUGAUUGUAAUUUGUAUUUUCCUAAGUAUUACCGUGACAUUAAUAACUAGCUUUUGUUACGAACAGACGGGGUAUGGGGGAGGGGCUCUAAAAACUCGGGGCUCUGUACGAGCGCACAACGCUACGUAUAUGUAAAAUAUUAAAUCGGUAGGUACCUAUAUGACGGCGGUACAGUGUACACCUAUAAUAAUAAUAGCACGCUAUCUUAUUAUGCAAAGUUGCGGAAUACCUAUACUUGAGUUUUAAUAUUAAACACUAAUUUGGCGUAUCCGAUAAUACAGAUAAACUUACCGUCAUCGUCAUAAAGUCCACCGUUUUAACGAUUAUUUUCAAAUGCCCGCGUGAAUAAUAAAAUUACGUGUAAUAUUAUAAUAGGUAUAGGUACAACAAUGUAUUCGAGAAAAGCCGGUAGCCGUUAGGCGGACAAUAAAUUAUUGUGUACAUACCUAUUCCAAAACACAUACAAGUUAUUUUAAAAUUACCUAUUAAAAUACUUCUUCGCUCAGUUUCAAUUUACAUUUUGGCAUUUAAAAGGUUUAUUUAUAAUUAGUGAUUUACAUUUUAUUAUUAGACUGUAUUUGUAAUAUGGUACAUUUCGUGUAUUAAAUAGUCUCGACGUUUUAUACUAAAUAGGUUCAAGUACCUUAACAAUUUUCAACUGAACAAAUCGUUUUGAUAUUAUGUAUAAUACAGUAUCGACGACGGUUAAAACGGUAAAAAUAACGAAUACAUAAAUAUAUAAACGAUAUUUCGCUGACAGGUAUUGGCUAAAUAUUAUUUAUGCGGUUAAAAUAUUAAUGCGAGGAUAAAAAGUUAUUCGUAAUAAAAAUGAAUUCGAUACGUAAAAAAUCUGUAGUAUUAUAAUUACAAUAUUGUUUAAACAUACUGGUAUAAAGUUAAUCGUAUUUGUUAACAUUAUUAUUUUUUAGAAUAUUAUUUUGAUCGAUUUAAUCAUAUUUAUAUAACAUAAUAAUUGUACCUAUAUAUAUGUGUGUUUAAAUUUCAAGUUUUCGCUCAACAAGGUAAAUUAAUUUUAUCGUCUAAAAUACAAUAUUCACUUUGUAUACCUACCGGUUUCUUUCGUAUUAUCCGUAAGAGAUUCCGGGGAUUAUCAUUUCAACGUCAUCUAUACCUUUCCAACCUAGUAUAAUAUUCUUAAGAUAUUCCUGCAAGACAUUGGAAGUCAUACUUCAACAAUCGGUUCUACGAUAUCGUUAAGUCUUAUACCGCCGCCGUCGUUGUUUUAAAAUGUGAUACUGGCUGUACGGAGUAUAUUAUCUAUAUGCUAAAUACUUGAAAUGGAUGUAAGGUACCCGUGUUUAAAAAGACAAUAGGCCUGAUUAUAAACACUAUAUAGUAUAUCUGUAGCAAGUUGAUAGAAAGUAUGACCCUACGCCGGAGAAAGGCAUAAGUUACCGACAAUUUGAAACCGUACUCUGAUCUAUAUCAAAUUGCUAGGUUUUUUUUUUUUUUUUUUUAAAUUCAAAUCGUCGUGAAAGCAAAAUCAAACCUAACAAACUGGACGACGAAGUUUACGUUCGCGUUAGAUAAUCGUUGUGAAUUAAACGCAAACGCCAUGUUUCUUAUGAUUCUAUAAUACUACGCGGUUCCUUUUAACGUUAAUCCGCAGUUUACACGUCGUAUCCUACAAACUGUACUUAUACAUAUAUAUAUAUAUAUACAUAUUUUUUUUCUCUUUUCAAUAAAAAUCGUUUAGCAGACUCGCGUAGAGAUUAUAGUAUAAUAUAUAGAUUUUGACAAGUUUUAUUAAUUCAGUCAGGUCAUGUCCGUAGGUAGUGGUUUGGCGUGAUGUAGUCAGUGGUGUAAGCAAUCACCAAUAAUUGUGUAUACCUGUAUCUCCAUUUAUUUUUAUUACCUAUCUCAAGCGAGCCGCUCACCAUGUAUUUAACAUACAUAUAAUCAAAAAUGAUUUAAAUAAUUAACCGUAACCCUAAAUAAACACUAUCGAGUGAUUAUAAUACAGCGGAAUCUCGAUAAGUCGAACUGUUUGAAGUCUACGUGUAAAGAUGCCUGAUUAGAGUUUCAAUAUUGCAGUGUUGUAUGUGAUCGUACCAACGCUGAUGGUAUCGUAAAUAGCAUCAUGCUAUUGAUAUCACAAUGAUCGGUCGUAUAGCACAGUGUUUUUAAACCUGGGAGGUCGCCAAAAAUAUAAAAUAUUGGGUUGGUUGUCGUGUAUAAAAUCUAAGGGUAGCUAAAAAAUUAAAUAUUCAUAUAGGGGUUCGCGACAGUAAAAAAGUUGAGAAAUACUGGUAUAACACGUUUUAAAGUUGCUGCUUAUAUAUGUGUUGUCAUCUCCUUGUACUAUUUCAAAAUGUAAUGUAACUAAUUAAAUAAUAUAAUUUUACUUGAUCUUGGCUUAAAUUGUUUAAAUAAAAAUAUAUUUAUGAUAUUUCUUUAUUAUUGAGAGUGUAUAGAAAACGCUUACAUUGCCAUUAUAUUAUGCACGCCAUCACGCCACUGUCACGAUGCGUAUUUUCGGAUAUACCGAUGCAAUUUUCGCGAACGUUAUACAUCCGUUCGAGUUGUUGCCAUGUAUUUAUUAUUAUUAUUAUUAUUAUUAUUAUUAUUAUAGUACUAUGUAGAGACGGGUACCGCGAGGCAUAUAUAACGGUCUCGAGAAUAGAUCCCUUGCUUUUAAUUAAUUUAAAUAAUUAUUAUUUGUACAUUAAUCGGAACGAAUGCACACCCGGGGCGACGUUGAAAAUAAUACGAAAACCGAACUCUGCGAAAAGUCCAUUGUUAUCCUCGACAAAAUUGCGGACGGGCUCUUUUCGCAGGGCAGGGCUAUCCGCGGUAUACUCUCGAUUCGCAUUUUCGCCUCGGAGAAAAAAUACGCGGGUAUACAUGGACGUUGGAAAACGUUAUACCCAUUUAAUAAUUAUUAGGCAACGGAUGAGAAAUUUACGGAUUUAUCGUUACUUCCAUUUAAACGAUAAGUGUUUUUGGUAGCGUGGGAUAUAAUAUUAUAGCGUGCCUAUAUAUUUUUCGGAUUUCUCUUCGAGUAUAAACAAAGAAAAUAUUAAUUUGCAUGUCGAUCCUUCAAGUAUAUUUAUGUGGGCGUUCGUUAAUCGGUAAUUACGCGAAUAAUUAAAUAUAGUGUAUAGGCACUUGUUUCAAAAGUAAAAUCACUAUAAGUAAUUACUACCUAUAAUAUACUCGUAUUUUUUUUUUUUUAUAUAAUCACAAAAAUGCACUACAUUUGCAUGUUUGAAAUAUUCAAAUAGUAACACGUACGGACAAUCUGCAUACAGAGGCAUUUCUCUCUCGGAAUAAUACGUUCUAUGUGUUAUUAUUAUAUUAAAUGUGAAAAACGAAUAAAUUAUUCGCAAACAAUAUGCAUGUAGGUAAUUAUCAGGUAUCAAAGUUUAAUAAUCGUUAUUAUUAUUAUCAUUAUUUUUUAUUUUAAAUCUAUAUAGUUAAUCUAUAUAAGUAUUCGUUAUGAUAUUGUUAUUAUGUCGCGCGGUCAUUAUUCCGCACAAUAAUAAAUUAUUUGUAAUAUUGUUGAAAGUAUACACAAUAUACAUAUGCAUAGGUAGCGUAUAAAAGACUGUUGUUAACAAAUCGUUUAAAUACCGCAAAUACUUCACGAUAUUCUUGAAAGAAAGAAAACCAAAGAUCCGUUGUAAUCAUAUAUUAUAGUCAUUGGCGGCUCGAAAAGGAUAUACGCAUUUGAAUCGCGUGAUUCGCGAAAAAAACGGGUGGGCGGGUGCGUGGAUUACUGGGUGUUCAGAAAUAUGACAAAAAAUACUAUGUUUUUACAAAAUAAAAAUUUCAUUAAAAGAAUUUUAGACUGUGCGGAAAUGUGAUAAAUUUGACGAAUUUUAUUAGAAUUUGUUAAAUUUCAAUACAUUUAUAGCAGGGUGGAAGUAUUUUGGGUUGGCAUGAAUGGGUGGGAAAUUAAAUCGGUGUUUCAAGGUACAAAAAUACUUCGAGCCGCUACUGAUUAUGGUUAUCGCCGACUGCAACGUUCCAUCCGCUACGAACACCGUCACGAAAACUUAAGAGCCUGAUUUAAAGAAAUAGAGGCCCCAUACUGAUGACCUUUACAUUUUGCUUAUCGACCUAUCUCCGAGUGUCUUUUAUAAUUUAGCACGGUCGUGAUAGUUGCUUAUUCAAUACAAUAUAUAUAUUUGUUUUUCACUGCGAAAACCCUAAUCGAAUACCGUUAUAGUCGUCGGGAGUUCGCCCCGACAACCAACGACGAUGAUGAUUUAUCGCGAAGACGACGACGACCGUAUUAAAAUACGUUUAGCUGACGGACAAAAUAAACUUGACGGUUUCGUCGGGAUCGUUGACGUACAUUAUUAUAAUACGAGUAUAAUAUCUAUACAUACAUGUAGAAGACUGUUUUGAUUUUUAACUUUAUUUUUUUUUUUUCGAAUUAAUCCUGGAAAUUGCUUCCUUGUGGUCAUUUGUGGAAAUCUAUUAAAAUUGAGGUUUUAUCAUUAUUUUUAUUCAUAUUAUAAAGUUGUACACCUAACUCGGCCACUUUUUGACCAAAAAUGUUCAAAUAAAGUUCAUUUUGUAAGUUAUGAAAAAACCUUGCUUUCGGUCCUUGGUUAUAGAUCGGCUUUUCAUAGACUAUGAUGAGUUGAGAAUUAAAAAAAAAAAUGCUGAGAAUCCGUAUAGAUUUCUACAAAUGAGCUAUUCUAAUAACUGUACAAUAUUAAAUUUGAUUCCGAGUGAAAAAAAAUACAUAAUAAGUUGUAUAUUUAUUUGCGUUCUUUAAGAAAAAAUCAUGUAUCUACUACAACCUCGUAACUUAACGAGUAAAUGUGUGAAAACAGCCUAAUACGCAGGCGUUUGAUUUUCCAAACGAUUUAUUUUUCAUUCGUCGCAAGGCCGCGUUUUCCGUCCGUCAGGAAGGGAGAAAAAACACCCGGCUUCACACACAAGGUCCGCCGCGCUCCUUAAGUAACGUUUAACGAGGUAAUUUCAUACACCGUGCGCCGGCCGGCUUACAUACUGCGCGGUGGUGUACCCUCGGCAUCGUACGAUAAAAAAAAUAUUUAUAUAUAUAUAUAUGCAUCGGUUUAUUCUAAAAAACGAGUUGUGUUGUACGUACGUAUACACACAUACGAAACACUAUACGUUUGCCUUGAAAAUAAUCGCGUGCGUAUGUGCGUACGGGCUCUCGUGUGCGGUAAGGUUAUCAAUGUUAAAACAGUCGGAAUUCAGUCUUGAUCGCGAUGCAGCGUAGCAAGGGUCGAUUAUAAUAUGAGCUUUGUUGUUAUUACCACGUUCGCAGACGUUACCGUGCCGUAGUUUAACGGUCGAUUAACGCUACGGAUACUUUUGUUUUCGCCCGCGUUUUUUUUCGACAUAAUAUUAUUUCGAUCGCGGUCCAGAUCGGAUUUCGUUAGUACGUCUCCCCCCCCCCCGACCGUAUCCAAUAUUAUUAACGAUAAUAUUUGCGCGUUUGCCUGUUUUACUGUACUUUUAUCGCCGUCUAUCGCGUAUUUCGGCAAAUGAUCGUAAAAAAAAACCGUAUCGUUUGACGACCGGCAGCGAUAGUAAAAAUCAUGCAACGCGUCCGGCACCGGUGUCCCAGUAUGGAAUUGGAAGAUUCGUUUUGCGUUCUAAACGGUAAGCCAUCAGCCCGAAUCGACGAAAAGUCCGCUAUAGCAGGUAUAGGGUAGGUACGUGACGUAUAGUAAUGCAUACGUGUAUAUAGAUAGGUAUAUACGAAAACGGUCGUGACUACUUUUACUUUCGGUCCAACCGGUGCACCUGUAGGUUAUUAAAAAUAAUAAAUAAAAUAAAUAUACCUAUGUAUAUAUAUAAUAAAAUAUCGUUUGAGGCUAUACACGAUUCGGAAGUUUCUAACUGGUUCGUUUGUCUUAUGCCCACGUUAAAGUUUUGAACGUUCGUUAUUAUUAUUAUUUCCUUUUUAACCGUUAUCUGGGGAAUAUGUAACAAUAUUGUUGUACGUAGCCCCUCCCCCACUUUGCUAUAAAAACUCGAGCAUCGACUAGUGUAUUAGUAAAUUAUACCAAUUUUAUUAUUAUUAUUAUUAUUAAUCGGCCCGGAGAAAUGGAAAGCAUAAUUCCGACCGUUUAAAAAUCUACACCGCCGCACGCGUUCUGCGUUAUGUCACAAUCGGAAGACUCCUUUUGUCGAACUAAAACGCCGACAAAAAAAAAAACGGGUACAUUAUAAAAACCGACGUCACGUACAUCACUGCCAUGUUCAAUAUUAUUGUACAAUAUAAUUUUACAUUACUGUACAGUAUUAUUCAAUGUUCCAUAUUGUUAUUAACGAUUAGCGAUAAAUUAUUAAGCUAAAAUUCAUUAUUAUCAUUCGAUACGUUUUUUUUUCUCUCACUCGUACAAUCGCCAAUUAUUAUAGUGGGGAUUUAAACGAUAGAACACACGAGUGUAUAAUUAAACGUUUAAAUGAGUUGUUAUCUAGCUCGUUAUUCGAAUAUAUUUAGCAGAUAAAAUAACGAAACGCUAUGUCAUCGAAAUACGAACGCGCUUGUUUUACGAUUAAUAUUAUAAAGCCAAAAAAAAAAAAAAAUACAAAGUGAUCAUCAUCGCCUACAACGAUAGCGUUUUAUAAAUGGUGACAAAUUAUGUUCGCGUGCAAAAUUCAUUAUUACGUUUUAAUAGCGUAUAUACGAGAAUAUUGUAAUAAUAGUCGUAAUAUCGUAAACCAUCGUGUAAAACGCAUAAAUAUUAAUAGGCGGAUAGUCAAUACAGUAGCAAAGUUAUUAUGAAACGGAUUUAAUUUCGAUUUAGGCCGAUAAAGUCCGGUGUAAGAAGUAAUUUCGUAACAACGACGUUAAUAUGUUCUAAUAUUAUUGCGACUUUGGGCCCAAUAAUUUGGUUUAUUAUUCAAAUUAUACGAUGAACAAUAUCGUACACGCCAAGUUUAUAAUUAUUAUUAUCAGUUAUUGUCCAGACUUUAUCCCGUUCUGGUAAUGAAAGGUGAAGCCUAUAACCUAACCGUCGUCGCGAUUAUUCAUUGUGCGUCCUUAAUUCUUUAAUAAUGCGAACGUUAAAAUUAUAGGUAUUUUAAAUUGUUAUCUAUUAUUUCUUAAGCUAAAAUUGUACCGUCUGGGUUAACUAGCGUGCAUGUGUGUAUGUGCUAUUUCACAUGAUGGUUUUCAAUGCAACGGUUUCGUCUUAAGUAACAAUAAAAUCGUAAACAAAAACAUCGGAACAUCCUGUAACCUAACCUAACCAGUAACAUAAUCACGACGCGCACUUACCGCAUAAACAAGUUCUAUUACUACGAGACUAGUUUUUCACUUGAUAUAUUUUCUAUAAAUGAAAAUCAACCCUGUAUUUUGUUGCUUUGUUGUUUUUGAACGACGGUGUUGUAAUACAAGAAACAAAAAACGAUAGGUAUACCUCAAUAAAAAUAUACCUAUGCGUAAUUCUUAAAUUAGUUUAUUUAAAACCGAGUUUAUUGCCGACAGCAUUGUAAUAAUAAUAAAAACUUUUUUUUUUUCAUAAAAUAAAUACUUCAAUUAGGCAGUCUAAUUGUAAUUUUGUAUACGCGAUGCGAUUUAAUAUUUAAAACCUAUAAAGAAUUGAGCUAAAAAAAAAAAAAAAGAUUAAAAUGAUACUUUCUUUAAGUUGUAUUGUACUGCGUGACAAUAGCUAUAGUGUGUGCUCUUCUUCCUAUCAUAUUUCAAGGUUUCGUCUUCCAUGUUUUCAGGCUUCGCAGGAUUCUAUGCUUAACUAUGUCAUGGAUAUUGAAUUCUAGUCGGUUUUUGUUCUUUUCAAUAGGUAGUAGGUAUAGUAGGUACGUAGGUAGGUACUCACGUUAAUGCGCACGAAGACUUUUUUUUUGCAUCAAUUGUUUUUGAAAAUUAGGGAUUUGAUCGGUUGCAUCAUAAUAAUACAUAUUGUGUAGGCACUUCAAGUAUUCGUAUUUUAUGUAUUAUUUGAACUGGGCUCGAGUUUGCGGUGAUCAAAACCAGUUGGUUUUUUUUAUUUUUACUUUCAAACGUAUAAUACAAGUGUUAUACAUCUAUAUGCUAGCUUCCUUGUCAAGUGAACCGGUUCCUUAUUAUAUUAACAUUGCAAAUGCAAUAUUGUCGGUUUCUAUACAUUUCAACAAUGGGGAUAUAUUAUACUAUAUGGAUUUAUAAGGUAGAUAUAAAGAAAAAAAAUUCUGAACAAGAAAUCUAUAACAUAAACUAUUUAUGCGAAUAAAUGGGCAAACCCCACUUUGAAAUUCUGUUCGAAAAAACGUUUCUCUAUAGGCAUACGUAUUAGUAGGUGCACGUUGCACGUUUUCGAAUGAUGCGGGUGCAUUAUUAUUAAAUAAAUUAAAUAAUAUUUGUUACGUAUGGGUAAUUCAAUAAAUGUACACACGUCAUAAUUUUUCUCGCAUUUCUAUACGUUAAUAAAAGUAAUAAUAUAUAUAUAUAUUUUUUGUUAAUUUCCUACUUUAUAUCAACAUACCUAGUUUAGUACGGAACGAAUAGUCACGCCCUUGAAAGCCGGUUAAAUCCUAUUUUUCAUUAAAAGAAAAUUAAAAAAAAUAUAAUGUAACGUAGAUACUAUCAUCAAUAAAAUAUACCCUAUAACGUUAUUAAGAUUAUAUUUUAUUAUUAUGUUCCUUGUUCGGUGUUCCGGUAUAGAUUCGUCCAUAAACCAGAUUACCAUAAAGUUGAUAAUGAAAUCUAACACGCAAUGGAAAUUAUACGCAUUUUUCAAAUUAAUAAUUAUGUAUGCACAUUGUUUAAACUUCAUAUGAGCGCUUUCAAAAUAAAUUUCUUUCUUACCUAUCGCGUUUGCGUUAUCCGAGACUUUUUCAAUAUGUCAACAGUAUCUUACCGAAAUCGAUCGUUGCUUUCAAACCUCGCUUUUAGACGGCACUUUGGACGUUCCUGAUGUUAUAUCCAACAUCACAUAUUCCGUGCCCCAACUCACUACGCCAGAGACCAUCCUCUAUUCAUCAUUCCUUCGCACUCCGCCUUUUACGGACAAAACCACCCGCUUUACCGAACGAUGCGUUUUUUGAAUUACACAAAUUAUUUAGUCUAAACUGUUUUGUUCUUUGGCCAUUAAUGAACAAACAGGAUUUUGCUUAUUUUUUUUGGAUGUGUAGCUGAGUGGCAAGUUCUAUGGAAAUUCAUUAGGUUACUAGUUAAUUUAUGAAAUUUAAAAGCGCUUUUUUUUUAAAAUUUUAGAAAAAUAAAAAUUGUUUUCGUUUUAUUUUGUUGUUUUUUUAAUAAUUUAUAAACGUUUUUCUUUUAGAGUUUAUAAUCGAAUUAUUUUAACUGUCUUAAGUGCUACAAGCCCCACCGAACCUGGAUCAUGUUAUUACAAUAUAAAUAUAAAUUCGUAACUUUCAUUGAUUUUUACUUAAACACUGCAAUAGAACAAAAGAACGAGCGAAAUAUUCUGCUUAAUAUUUGAAAUUGAUUAAUUAUUGUUGGUAAAUUGAAUAAUUUACUAUUGCUACUGCAUUGGUUAAUGUAUUUUUUUAGUACCGAUAUACAUGAUACUAUAAUAGAACAUUAAACCUGUAAAAACAAACUUGUUUGCACAUUGAAUUAUAAAAAUAUCUGUAUAGUUUAACUAACAAAAUUAAAUCGGAUGAAAUAAUAUUAUUGUUAGCUAUAGCUAUGUUAUUGAAGCGUUGUAAGUUUAAAAAAAUAAAAUAAAAUAAACGAAAAUCAUCGUCGAGAGAAAAUAUUAUUAUUAUUGUUAUAAAAUACCAAUGCUCUCCGUAGUCUCUGUGUACACCGUGAACGUGUCUCCAGAUUGUCCAGAAAAAAAUCCAUCGGUCUAUGUCAUCCUGUGUGGUAAAAGUGAACAAAAAAAAAGUCAAUUCAUAACCUUGGACGAAGGUUAAUCGUGUUUCCUACUUCCACGUAGGUAUACUUACACUUUCUAUGCCCGGUCGUGAAGAUAGUUCCGACAGUUUAUAAUAUAUAAUAUAAUGUACCUAGACAACUAGACGAUUGACUAACUGUAAAAUAAUAGUAUCAGAUGAAUGCAAUAAAAACGUAUAAACUUAGACAUAACCGACUGUAAUACUUUAUCACGAUCACAAUAAUAUUAUCGUCAAACGGAAUUUCGAUUUUUAAUUUUUUUUUUUUUUUUUUAUAACAUCCAAUAUAAUAUAUAGUUUAAUUCUAAUUUAAAAUCUAUGUGUCACGGUUUUAAAUUGUUUAAAUCGUAUACGAAUACAUCUAUAUAAAGUCCCUUUGAUUGACCAAUCGUGUUCUAGGUUGGCCAUAUGCAGCAUAUAAGGUCACAAAUCAGCAUUCAAUUAUUAUUUGAAAUUUGAACGCGAUGAUAAUAUUAUAUUCCAUUCCGAAGAAGAUUGAAAUCGCUAGUCUUUGAAUUUAUGUUAAAUGUAUUAUAGCUAUCGCAUUUACUGUAAACGUUCGUUUUAAAACGCAUAGCUCGGUGUCCAAGUUUGAAAUCAAGUUUUCAACUUAAAUGUAAUAUUUACCUUAAAAUUUAAAACUUUUAGUUGACAAUUUGUUAAAAGUUUCAAUGCAUAUAAUACAAUAUAUGACAUUUUCGAAUAAUUUGACUAUUUUUCCAUCAUUUUUACUCUCUCGGAAAACAUUUUUUGGGUCGGUAAAAAUAUUCUGAAUUUUCAUGUUAUAACUUUUUAAUUGGGUUUUUUUUAACAGAUUGUUUUUAUUUAAACAAAAUAUUUAGAUUUUCAAUAGUUUUUCUAUAAAAUUUAUAUAAAAAAAAAAACUCAUAACAAAUGUUAGUUUUACAGUUGUGUUGAUUUCUACAGGAUUACCACAUGGCUACAAGGCAAAAAACACGAACGACUUAUACUACCCCACCUAGAAUUGUUUUUCGAUUUCAAUGAUUAAACGUUGCUUUCAGAAUAUAAACAUUACUCUGUACAUUUCAAACGUCCGUCUAUCUAUUACACUAGGCACUACACACGGUACGAGGUACGUCCGGCUUUUUUUUUUUAUAAUGGCUCGAUAUCUAUUUCAUAACACUGUCGUUGUCACUACAAGUAUUUUCUGGGUCGAAAAAAAAAUAAACACCGUGUGAAACCUGCAAUAGCUUCUUCGGUCCGUUCACGAGUCACGACCUAACCAAGUGAAAACAACCAUGACAUUUAAACGGAAAAUCGAUUAGGUAUUGCUGAUAGUAAUAAUAUUAUAGUACCAGUAAAAACUAUUUGAGUUUUAAUAUUAAUCCAAAAUUAUAUAGUAUACAAAAUAUACAUUAUAAAAAUGAAAAAAAUAAAUAUUAAAUAUAAAUUUUAAUAUUUCACUUGCCAACGAUAUCUAUUAAACUAUAUGCAGUUUUCAAACAAUCAUUCAAUUACGAUUAAUUAAAUGACCCAUGAGUCCAUGUAGCCAAUAUACCUAUCAUUAUGUUAUCAAUCAUGCAAUAAGUAUCAAUUAUUAACUUUCAUGCAAAACGAGUUAAAAAUUAAUUCCUGUAUACGCAAUUGCUUCUAUAUCAUAUAUAGUAAUCAUCAUCAUAUUAUACUAUAGAAUAUAUUAUUUCAAAAUUAACAAUGAACAAUAAUCAUGCGACCUAAAUUCACUGAAAAACAACAUUGAAUAAUAUUUUAAAGAUGGGUAGGUAACUAAUACAUUAACCAUUAACUUGGGAAUAUACUAAAAACCUUCGAUUUCCACUUAACUCGGUUCUAUUAAUUUCUUCAAUCACGUUUUUAUUUUAGUUUGACUUCUAUCUAUAAUGCAAUAAUAAUGCAAUAGCCGACUGCAACGUUCUUGUAAUAUAAACACAAAUACAUUCGGAUUCAAAAAAUAAAAUAAAUAUACAUAUAGUGAUGCAUUCUUUGGAUAAAAAAAAAAAUGUUGUCUGGCCGUUUUAAAAUUAAAAAUAAUUGGAAUGCCGACUCGUGGAAUUAAAAAUAAACAAUUUAAAAAUAACGCUAGUCUGUAUUAUAAUAAAGAAAAAAAAACUCGUUAAAAGUGUUAAAACGUUUUUUUUUUCUCAUCACCUUUAUGACGUCAUGUUAUGAUAAUUAAGAUCUAAUGUCCAUAAAAUGUGACAUCUUACAAAUAAUGUACACGGAAAUUCAUAAAAGGGAACUGUUGGGUUAGAUUAAGUUUUUUAUAUGGGUCAACCUUUUUCUGGUUCUGUACCAACUACAAAAAAAAAUAUAAUAAAUAUUAUUCAGGAGAUUGCAGUCGUUGAAAAAAAUGGCAUUUAAACUGAAAAACUAGAACAAAUUUCUGGGUUUAGGUUUGACAGAUUAAAAAUUUUGAAAAUGGAUCAAUUUAUUAACAAGUUUACUUGUUAUAACAAAGACGAUUUUAAAUAAUUCGAAAAUUAUAUUCAUUUGAUGAAGAAUAUAAAUAGAAAAAUAACAUUUUUUUUUUUUAACAUAGAAUCACAAAUAAAAAAAUUAAUUUUUAAAUUGCCUCCGUCGUAAUCAAGUAAAUUUGUUAAUCAAAAUUAAAAAUCUUGACAUUUUUGAACUAUAACGUCAUAUUUGACCGUAAAAACGGCCGUUUUAUUUGGCGGUAAUUAAAAAACGUAUCAUUAAAUGUAUACAAAAUUUUGAAUUUUGAAAAUCGAUUCUAAUCCUUAAUUACCUAAACGUGUUUUAAAAUAGAAACUAUUUAACCAAUUCAACCAAAUACACGUCAUACGAACACGCAUUCAUAUUUCUGGAAUAUGAUUUAUUUAGGUAACAUUAUAUAACUAUGAUGUAGGUACCAACUGUAAAUACCAGUGGCGGAUUAAAGGAGAAAUCCACGCCUGUUGGUUGUUUCUGAACACUAGUAAUAUUAUUUUUGAAUAAAUAUAUUUUUUUUUUUAUUUUAGAUCUUAACACCUCUUAGCUGUAUAUAUAGUAUAAUGAUAUACUCGGCUAAAUAUUUUUUUUUCACACAAUUACAAUUCGUAUAAUUUACUCUCUUGCGGAUGUGGCUGUGGGAGGGUCGUCUGGUCAACCGUCUAUUAUUUCCCCGUUAAAUCCGACACCGAUAAAUACUGUUAUUAAACAAAUUAACGAGAUUACGCUGUUCAAACAUAUUCAGUUUCCUGGUUUGUGCCCGUAUGAAAUUAUUGAUACCCUAAAGAAUUUCGAUAGUAACUACAGUAUAAGUACCUAAAUCAUAGUACCAGAGCUUGAAAAAGUAUGUCUGAUUUCAAACGUAUUAUUAUAUAAGCCAUAAGCAGACUCGAGAAAAAUAUUUUUUAAAAGUGUUCGGCAUAAAUAUUCGAAUACAUACAACGAAUGGUCAUUCCGCGAGCAAUUCACUCGAAUACUUAACAAAACAAUGUUAUUUUCAAAAUAUUCUGAAUACUUUGCAAAGUGUCGCGAAAAAUGUUUCAAAAUAAAGCAUCACCGGGUAAGAAUUUCGCGUCUUUUGUAGUAAUGCCUACAAAAUAUCGGGGCGUUUUUACUUACUGAAUAAAAAGCAUAUGUACUUCUUCUAGUAAAAACUCGGUAUCUAAAAUGAGUGACAAAAUACAAUUUAAUUUAAAAAAUAAAAUUAUUUUUAAAAAUAUUUCAUAUGCAGCGUUCAGAAUGCACUUCUGCUACCUACUCGACCGGUAAUAUAAUUUUCGUAUAUAUUUUCGAAUUCGUGAAUUAUUUGCCAAGUGUUAUUAUGGUUACAAAUGACUGUUAUAUCCGCAGUCGACAGUUAUCGUAUAUUUUGCUGAUUCGAUAUUUGAAUAUUUGUUGUACAGUUUAUUAUUAUUAUGCUAUGUGCGGCUACAAAGUUAAACGUUUAUUGUUCAUAUUGAUUUAUACGCACCAGGAUACACAUAUUUAAUUAAAUAUUCAAUAAACAUAGCAUCCAUAUUUAAAAAUAAGAGUAAAUAAUAUUAUGAAUGAGUUCUGGUAUUGUAGGGUCUACUUAUUUAAAAAAAAUAGCUGUAGAGCGUCGCGAUCGUGCGUUUUUUAUAUUAAGCAUGCGAGUUCGUUUAACUUCCGUAUUUAAGUGAUUUCAUCAUCAUCAGUAUAUAUUUUGUUGAUUAUCUAAAUUACACGAGACCUCUUUUACCAUUUUAGACAGUCUUGCGUGUUUAUCAAAUUUGUCUCUCUCAGAAGUCAGUUCAUUAUCUUUCAAACAUUUCAACCACUUUGGUGGUAUAAUAUCAUAUUCUUGGUCGUUGCGAUCCAAAAAAAUAUGCUAGUCCAAUUGUCCUACACUCUUCGACCAGUACAAUAACUUUAAAGCAGGGUGUUCCAUUCCACCCAUUUCAACCUAGAAUGUCGAAAUUCAUUGAAAUAUUUUUUUAUAAUAAUUACAUUAUUUCUAUGCAUUAUAAGAAAAUAUAUAAUUUCUUAAUUCACCAAUCAGACAUCUCUAAAUCGUAUUGUUUGAGAUUCAAACAAUUUAAUAUUGAUUAUUAAAUUAUUGAUUUUGAUAUCUAAAAAAUUACUUUUUCACUUGCUUAUUCCUCUUGUUCUACUUCCACUUACACUUACUUACUUGUGUAGGGAUUACAAUCUAUAUUUGUGUAGCCACAAAGAAUAACUAUAAUAUACGUACCUAUAUAUUAUAUUGUUUAGUAAUAAUUAUAAUAGGUACAUAUCUUUCAAGUUUCAAAACUUGAUAGCAUAAAUAUAAAAGGUAUGACGUAUUAUUGGAUAUUUGCUUAGGUAAUUUUUACAGAUUCAUCUUUGUAUUUUUCUUUUUCUUUUUUAUUACAAACUGGUCCAUAUUAUAAUUUGUAUUCACCACUACGACACAGGCCAUAUACGGGCAUACAGAACAAUAACAAAUUAUCUCAUUAAAUUGUUAUUAUUAUUUCGGUUUUCGAUACUUCGGUGGACGUUGUUUGCCUUGCGGUUACCACCACACCAUGUUUGCGUUUCAGUUAUGGUUACUGAACCGUAUUUGAUAUUAUUUAUAGCUGUGCUUCGGGACCAGGGGUUCACCAAGAAAUAAUAAUAUUAUGUCAAAAUUAUUGAUUGCAGGGAAUUUUGGAAAGUUAGGAAUGUUUUUUGUCUGAUUUUUUCAUUGAAGGACGACCUCCAAUACUGUCUUCGAAAAAUAACUAUACCCAUAUUUGGUUGAUAUGCUUUCAUGUGUAAUCCAAAAUACACGCUUUAUAUUAGGAAACUUCGGGGGGGAAGGGGGUUAUUUUGAAUAAUUCACGGAAAGCACAUAUUCAUAAUGAAAAUCAAGCGAAGGUUUAAUUGUGUAGCGAACGAGGAGGGGAGGACGAUUGCCCACAUCAUCUCUAUCCACCACUGGAAAACACUAUUUUAAGCCAUGUUAAAUUUGUAUAGAAAAAUACAAAUUAAAAUCAAUCACCUUUUUUUAUGAAACUCGUAAACCUACUUUUUAUGAGAACAAAUCAUAAUAUUAAUGCUAAAAUUUCGAAAUGUAUUUUUACAUUUUAUAUUUUUAACGUUGAUUAUUUUAUGUACCUAUGUAGUUAAUUUAUAUAAGAACAACUGCACUUAAUAAUGGCUGUAAGUAUAUAUCGAGUCGAACCGAUUCGUGUUUAUAACAUGAAUUCUAUGAAUCGUUCCUACCAUCAAUGUUAUUUUAACGUAACUGCAAAAAAAAAAAAAAUGUCCAAUUUAGAUUUCCUGUUUCGAUCAUCUACAAUAUUAUAAUAUAGAGGUGUAUACCAUAAUUACAAUAUUUCUAUGUUAUAUAUUUUUGCACGAAUACCUUCACUAUUCAAAUAUAUCACUUUUUAAUUUUGAAACAAUAGCUUAAAAUUUCCCAGUCGUGAGCCACCUUUAUCUACGAGCUAUAGCGUUCGAUAUACAACAUUUUUUUUUCUUAUUAUAAUUAUUAACAAAGUAUUAUUACCUCAUGAGUGAGAUUUUUCUUCGUGCAUCGUAAUAACCAAGUGGUUAUGAUUGUUACUUCAGUAUAAUAUUGACUGUGCUGCAGUGUACAGUGUAUUAUACAUGUAAAAGAAAUAUACUUUCCAUAUACAAAUAUUGCUCAAGGGGGAAUCUCGAUAGUUCGAUGCACUUUGCAAACAAAACUUGUUAUAAUAAAUAACGAUAUUAUAUUUUGUCUUCUACAUCACUGUGAAAAUAUAGCAUAAUAAUAAUUCUUUAAUGGCAUUUAUACAUACGUCAUUAUGUUACAGUAUUAGUUUUUGAAUUAAAAUUACGCCUAUAACCUAAAUUUCCUAUAUUUACUUAUUCUUAUACACGUAGCCUUUUAUAACGAUGAGUGUUUGUUUUCCACAAUAUUGGGUAAUUACAUGACGUGUACUGUGUACAUUGUACACAUAUUGAACAGAACGUGUAGGCACGACAACUUAAUGCAGUUAUUCUUUUCGAAUAUCGUUCCGGGAUAUUGUUUUCUAUUUCGAAUACGCAGACACCUAAAUAAUAUACGUACCUAUAUAAUAUUAUGGGAGAUAAAACUAUAAAUACCGUUUGUAAAUCAAAAGUUUAUAUAAUACUGUUAUUACCUAUACAACACGCAGUUUGAACAUUUUUAGACAUUUUUAAUAUUAACGUAUCAUAUUUUAAGGGUUAACCAUUUAUAAGGGUCACAAAUUAAAAUCAUAAAUAAAAAUGUCUACGAACAUAAUGUAUUUGAAACUGUUCACUAUAUAAAUAAGUGAAAUAUUUUAUACGAUAUAUUAUAUGUACACACUGCAAUAUAAUUACUAUAUAAUUACUCUACGAAUUUCACUUGCAUCCUUACUGUAUGUAUGUAUUUAUGUUUAGGUUUACACAUUAUAAAAUCAUAAAAAAAUGUAUAUAUAUUAUGUAUUAUGUGCACCUGCCCAUAUUUUUAUUGGGAUUGUUUUUUAACCGUUUAUAAUUGUUUGAGAAUAAAGGAAGUGAAAAAUAAGAACCUAACAUUUCCGCAUUAGAAUAUUAUAAGAACUAGAAAAUAAUAAAUUAAAAUAUUAUAUUGACGAGAUUACGUUCGUUUUUGAGAUAAAAAAAUAAAAGUCAUAUUGAUAUUAAAUUGUUACUUGUACAUACUAUUUCGUUCAAAUAUUCGUAACAUGAAAGUCUCUUGGAACGAAAUUUGUUUUUUUUUUUUUUUUUUUUUUUUUUUUUUUUUUUUUUUUGAAAUGGUGGUGAGUGGGUACAAAAAUAAACAUUUUAAGCAGAUUUUCAAAAUGUUAACCCUUACAUGCGCAUUUGCAAUACAAUUUAUAAUUAAAAUUAAAUAAAAAUGUCUAUAUAUUUUUUUAUCUUAAAAAUUAUCCGAGAUGUUCAGACGAUACAGUCAACAAAGAAAAAGAAUAACACUAAGGAGUUUUCAACCCCGGCGAAAAAAAAUCGAUUGUCUAAGUGGGUGUCAACUAUCAUGUUUAAACUAUUUUUUUUUUUUAUGUUCCUUUUAUACAAAGUUGUUGACACGUUAAUUUUGAUUUAUCAUGGUAUAUUUAUAACUGGAUCGUGUUUGUAAUGUAAGGAAGCAUUUUUUUCAAAUAUCAUUUAUACUUAAAUUCCACUUAGAUGUCAAUAUCGGCCCCUUUUUUACAUUUACGUUUUUGGUUUAUUUCAUUACUAUUUUUACUCAGAUACAAAUAAAAUUAAAAAUCAUAUUUAGUUAAUAACAUACUCGUACAUAUAUUUUCGAUUCAUAUAUGUAUUUAUUUAAUCCUCUCCUACCCUCAAAAUUGAAUUUGUAUUAAUUUUUAAUUUUUAUCGUAAUUUUUAAUUUGAACACUAUCUAUGUUUAAAACUACAAAGCUCUAGCUCGAUUUAAAGUAAGUUCUACGUCAUUUACAAUGAUCUAUCAUAGUCAGUCAUUGCUAAAAAUUGCGGUUUUUAGACAUUCAUAUUUGGGAAACUAUUUCAGAUAGAUAUAUGAUAUUUGAAACAAUGCUUCCUUUUAGUAACCCGUUAAGGCCCUUGAAAAAAUGUAUUCUUGUAACACAACUAAACUCGGAGAAAAAGAGAAGUCGAAAAGAAGCUUGAAAUGGUUUAUGUGAAAUACUACAUAGUUUGCGUGCGUGGCUUGACGCAUUGCCGUUCGCUCAGCUACUAUAUACUUGUAUACUAUUAUUUUUACUUGAUUGUAUAUCUUUCACGUAGAAAUUGUCCGUUUACAAUAUUAUCUUUAACGCCAUAAUUUAUAGUAUAUGCGUAUGUUUGACGUACAAUAGUAUCUAUAAUGUAGGUUCUAGGUGUAAAUUGUUGAAAUUUCACUAUAAUAUGCGCUUUUAUAUUAUUCAACAAAUACCUUAAAAUAUACCGCAGUAUAUAUACCAACCACGCCUAUUCUUCUAUAUCUAUAUUGUGCCCCGUUUCUAUAAUAUAGCAUAAUUAUCUCUGGAAACAUAUGGCGUUAAAUAUUCUGCAUUUCGUUUGACUAACUGCGCCCUUUUAAAGUUCAUGGAGUUCAUUUUUGUUCGAGUCAUUAUGAAUAUUCAUGGUACACAUAGUAUAUAGGUAUAAGUAUCAACUGUACGUGUACCGCGACAAUUUGACAAUGUAAAAUUCCGGUGAUACACCCUGUAUGGUACUCACGGUCUUAAUAGAACACAAAUGUCUAAUUUGUAAAUUGGAACAAUACGUUCACUUAUACGCGUAUAAAUUGUUACGUACUAGCUUUUAUUUUUAUAAUAUACCAUACAGAUAUUAUAUGUUUAAGGAAAAACAAUACUAGUUUAUGUUUUUAAAUUUUAAUUCAAUAUUUCAUGUAGGAUUACGAUCUAUUCGUUUGAAACCCUGAUCCGUGUAAAUAUUCGUAAUAAAAAAAAUGUAAUAACCUUAAAAUAUAAUACUUAUAAAUGAAUAUAACCGCGAUAUUUCCGAAAUAUUAGAACUGGUUAUAAUAAAAGGUUUCCUUAUAGUGUCUGAAAAAAUUGUCGUGAUUCACUUAUUUACUCUGCACGUAUAUAGAAACAGAUAAUAAUAUACUCAAAAUGAUUUAAAAAAAAAAAUCCACUUUCCAAAGUAUUUAAAGUACCUAUACGUAUAAACGAAUACAAUCAACAGUUUCUAAAAUUGCUAAUAAAAUAUAAAUAUCUAAACAAUUUUUUUUUUUUUUAUCGAGCUUUUAAUGAGCAAACUAGCUUAUAUUCAAUUUCUUACAAUCAUUACUUUUCACUUGAACACGAUUUUAUAAGGUCUCGAAACCAAUAAAUUCCAAUUAUUAUUUUUUAAAUAAAUUUCUCGCCGCUUUGUACGAAAUAAAAUUGAAAUUUAGAAAAAGUAUUUCUCUUUUACUGGCCUAAAAAAAUGUUUCAAUUAAAAAAAAUCCGGCAUUAUAAUAUUAUCAUAACGAGUGCCCCACUCUGAAUCUAAAAUGGCCGACAUUGUUUAACAUUUUUUUUUUUAUUAUUAUUACAUCAUAAAAUAUGUAUGUUAUUGUGGGUAUUAAUACUUGUGUGACAACUGUGUUUUAAAUUAAUUUUGACGUCAUAUAAAUUCGAAUAAAAAAAUAAAGUCAUGUACCUACAUCAUUUUUUGUAAUCAUGUAUAUUUGUUGCAUUUCAAUUGACCGAUUUUGUUAUAUAGUGUAUAUAAUGUACAAAAAUUUAACUGGAAACUUAAAACAUGUCGGACCCCAACGUAUAGGCGGGAAAAAAUGUACGAUAAUUUUUACUGAAUUACGACAAGAAAACCUUUAUCGAAAAUAACAGAAACCAUUAUCGCGGUAAUAAAGUUUUGUUUUCCCAUUUUUUCUCCGGUUAAAGGAAAGUCAUAAAAUCCUCAGUGAACUGACUAUAGACUAAAUUGUCCUCCGAAAAUCACUUCUGAUGUAUUGAUAAUUUGAGAAAGAUUUUCGGUAGAAAAGUAACAAUAACUAACUUUGGCGUGACUAGAAUUUUCAAGUUAUAUUGAGGCUUCUGGCGGAUUGGUCAAUUCUUAAACAUGUCAUAUAAGUGACAUAAAAAAUCAGAAGUAAAUCACUAAUGCAUAAUGCGCACAUCAGAUUCUAGAAUACUAUCAUGGUUUUCCCAACGAUAACCAAGAUUUCCUGUAAAAUUGACAACCAUUUGCAUACCGAUUUCCAUUAAUGAUUCACCCUCUAGUACAAACUACUGGCGGAAAUCUAAGUCCCCGCACGUCUCAACCCCAUUCCAUUUAAUUUAAAAACUUACUAAAAAUAAUUAAUACAAAUUUAUAUAUAGGAAGAAUAAUUCACAACACGGGUGUGUCACGCUGUUUUAGGUGUAAAGUUUGAGGUAUAGGUUAAUUUAAUGUACGCUACAAUAAAUAGUCGCUAACAAAAAACGAUUCUUAGCGAAUUUCGCUUAAAAAAUAAAUUAAAAAUUGAUCGAGGAACUGUGUACCCGCAUUAUAUAUGCUUUUAACAGGAACAACUUUACAGUGUUGAUUAUUUUAAUAUUGAAGUGGAUUUGCCUAUUAUCAAACCCAAGGAUGAGAACAUUUUCGGUUUUUUCGAAAUUUCAAUUUUCAAGUGAGAUGUAUGCAUUAUAUUAAAUUGUAUGAUAUUUCACGUACUCGGAUCUGUUUUAAAAAAAUUAAAAUAUCGAACGAAUAGCGCUAACGUAGCACCAGACACUGUAAGUUUGACAACGGGUCAGUUCACUCCAAUUAUUAAAACUCAAAAUUCUCUAAGUCGUACGUUUGUAAAACGCAGGACACAGCGCGCGCGGGUAGAACGUCUUUUUUUUAUUUUGAACUAUGUAACAAAACGAAUUGCGUCGCUUUUUAUUUUCCGUCUCGAAUUUUCGAGCGUGUGUACGGAACAUAAAUAUUCGUACAAAUCUCAACAGAGAAACCGUGGGGCGCGAUUUAUCAGUGUGCAAGGCGACGUGGGUAUUUAUUUUUUUUUUUUAAUAGGUAAUACAGUACGCAUUUUCCUACGUCAUAGUAUGUAUGUGCACCGAUAAUAUUACGCGUUUUCGUAUUGUGCUCGUCGCGUAACUGGUACGCGCGUUGAAAAAGUAAAAUGAAAACCCGAAAACGUUACACCCAGUCAUCGGUCGUUCGAACGGAAAAAAAAUUGUACGCAAUAACGCGAUUUAUUAUACUCUUACGUUAUUUUUUUUUUUUUUUCCUGUCUACUCUGUCAAUGAUGGCCGUGGCCCAUAUGUAUGCAAAACGAGGCACGGCUCUCGUAAAGCGUGCGGCGGCCGGCCGGCCGUUCGCGCCUCGUUUAUCCGCCAAAAACGUUAACGGCGCGACAUACGCGUUUCCGAGUGAUGCGUUUACGGUUACGAAACAAAUGCGUUCGCGGUACGCGCGCGCGUCACACACGCACACAGAGAGUCCGUUUUCGUUGAGCGGCGUUUUCGUUUUGUACGGCGUAGUCGGGAUUUCGAGUCGGGCGGAACUGCAGCCGGCCAGCGAGCGGAGUUUGGACUACGAGUUCGACCACGGAUAUUAUUCGAACCGAAUAAUUCGUUUAUUUAGGACGGGGGGGAGGGGGGGGAGCUAAAUAAACAAAUUUAGACAAAUUUCGUUUCGUCCGAUAUUCGUUUCGGUCCGACACGGUUCUCGACCGCGUACGCUCGUUAAAAAAAAAAAAACGUCUUCGCGUACCGCCGACGAUAGCUUUCCGGGCGCCACAGAACCGCUAAACGAAAAUUAAUAAUAAUAAAAAAAAAAAAACUCAACGACACGAAAAACGUUGUUACGGUAUAUACGUAUGCAACGUCUUGUGGCACGUCUCGUCACUAAACUAUUAUUACGCACGUGUCCCUCUGUGCGCAGGUGCAUCCUCCAAGGGUGAUUCCGAGCGACCCGCGCAGUAAUUUCACAUAGGUUUUCGUUAAAUGCCGUCUUUUUUAUUUUUAUUUACGUUAGCCGCGAGUAACUGCUCCUUCUUAAAUACGUUUUCGUACGCGUACGCUGCGCAGGGUUCGGUGUAGAAAACACGUUCUGUCGGGAACGGAAGAAAAUAUCAACCGGAAACGUACCUUGGUAGUAAACAUUUGAUGAACUAGUAUAAAUACGGCCCGCGGCAGGGAUAUCGACCCCCUUAACCCGCCUUCUCACCCCCUCCCCCGUGGUUAUGCCGCUGCAGGCUAUUGUUGUGCUGUUUCGGGAUACCGCGUGGGAGUGAGUGGGAGCACCGGGGAGCGUACGCCUGUACGGUUAUUAUUGUUUUUAGCAGCUUUCUUGAAAAACGGCGGCGGCUGCGGAUUUCGUAAUCGUUUGGUAAUAUUAUUUAUUUCUUUUUUUUUUCGAACGCGAUUUAUAUAUUAUCCAGUUGCCUACGGGCCGUACGGAUAAUACACGCGCGGCGAUCAUGAUGAAUGAACCCGCAGCCACACGCGUUGUAGACGCGCGCGCGCUCUCGCGUUACUACUAUGCGUCGGUACACGACGGUACGAUGUGAUAAUACCUACAAAAUUAUAAUAAUAUGCGCGUCGUGUGUACAGCGUGAUUGUUUUUUUUUUAUCACGAAAAGUCGGCCGCAGUAAUACGAGUAUAAUACAAUGUUAUCCGCGAGUCGUUAAAAUAUUACGGAACGGUUUGUUUUCGUUUUUUAUAACUGUACGGCCCGCGAAAUGUCCCGAGAAUACGUGUGUAUGCGAUUAAUUAGAAACGGGUAAAUUAUUUUUGCGCCGGCAUUUGCCGUUCCUGUCUUUUUGACGCGAAAACGUGUUCGCGUAAAACAUCGGCGUUUUUUUUAUAAUAUUAAUUACAUAAAAAGUUACAGUGUUAAUGAAAAAAAAAAAACCUUAAAAUGUCAUACCAUUUGUUAUAUCUUCGAUAAUGAUUUAAAUUGUAAAUCGCCGACGGGACCGUCUUCGAAAUGUUGGCAUCUACACGUUUUACAAUAAGUGUUUUAUCUCUCUAGAAUCGAUUUUAAGGGUCUCUUAGUUUGUUUACGCGAACGCAUUUUCGCUAUAUUGCCCGUUAAAAGAAUACAGGCUGAAAAUUGAACUGUGCGGGUGUGCGAUUCCGAUGAAAUAAAUAAGGGACGCUAAAGUCCCCUGCAGGGAAAAAAAUAUAAUAUGUUAUUCUAUACAGGAAUACUCACCGCCAUUGUGAACUCUGUAUACUUUCUUUACAAUAAGUCGAACAAACGCCCUCUUCCAUUUGCGCCUAUAGACCAGUGACGGCAUUGCAAUAGCUAAUUCUUUACGUCUAAAAGUUGUAUAUUUUUUUUUUUUAUAUAUCGAGCAAGGAAGCCUCAUAUGCGCAACUAUACCGCCGACUUUGGGGAUGCUAAAAUUAUAGACACGUCGCACAGACCCACGCCUACAAGGGUCUGUGGCAAAUGCAAUGCCUCGGCAAUCCCCUUUACCUCUAUAAUAAGCAACUGUACAUUUAAUGUACAACUGUUUAAUAUAAAUAAAUGGAAUCGUAACUAUUUAACUUUAUAUUUUAUACACACAUGCAUUGUUUGUAUAGGCGAUCUGUAUUUUACUAUGCUUAUUAAUUAUUAUGAAAUACACGGAUGAAAUAUUUAGUCGAUACUAUGAAGAAAAAAAAAGCUCAUCGGGUAUUUUUCGGGGAUGCUAAAUACCCCCUUGCGCCCCCCUAGUUGCUCCUAUGCAGUCAUCGGGUGCUCAUUUAGACGGAUUUAGCUGGAGCCUCGCAAUAAAUAUGAAUAUGGAACGGAAAACGAGAACUCGUCCGACUCGAUACGAUAUAUUUUCAAAAUUUUACCCUUAUUCCGUAAACACCGUGUACCGUAUAACACUUAUAGCGCCUGUAUACUUGAUUUUCAAACUCGCUGCUUGCAAACUACAAAUUUUCGUACUCCCGUUCGAAAAGUGGAUAUAUUAUUUUGAAAAUUGCGAUGCGCAUUUCACUAUAUAUUAAUAUACACUAUCGGAUACACCGGUUUAAAAUUUAGACCGGAGGCGUGUGGAAGGAUAAUAAUAAUUUCAUAUUAUAAUAUUGCAAUUAUUAUUAUGCUAUAGACGUCACGUUUAUAUAACUACGAGUAUCCGCUCCCCCCCGUCUAAGUUAUCAAACUGUUUUAACUCGUAAAUAACGGUACCCAUCAUAUCCGAUACAUUAUUAAUAAUAUUUCAUGACGUUUUAUAUAUUAUGCGUAUCGACAUUUUUAUAAAAAUGUACCAUAUUAAGUGCUUGAAUUGGGGAUGGGACGGAGCUCCCCCAUUAUUUUUUUAUUUUUUUGCGUACCCCAACUAUAUUUGUUUUACUGGAACGGGGGGACAGCAAAAAAUAAUGUCCGAAAUGAUUUUUAUUAAAAUGUAGAUUUCAAUUGUUGUCAAUUGUACAACGAAUUUUACUAUUUUUAAUUUCAAAAUUAUUUUUGAUAUUAGUUUGAUAUUAUCCUGUCUAUGGCCCAAUAUUUUUUUGCCAUAUGGUAGGUAUAUCGAUAUAUUGUCACACGAUACCACUGUAACCAAACGAUACCGCAGUUGAAUUUAUUUAACUAAACUUUUGACCAUGUGGCUACCAUAGAAUAAUUACUCUAUAGUAGUUACUCUAUGAUGGUUACAUACAUUAUCCGCAGAAAAGUGGUAACAAAAAAAAUGGUAAAAUAUUAUCAUCAGGGUACAAUAUUCAUUUAAUUUUUAUUUUCUACUACACCAUGUAGAUAUUGCCAUCAAAAUAUAUUUGGAAUUUUAUUAUUUGUAGUUGAAAAAAGCGUUAUUCAUUAUGUCGAUAAGGUGGAACGGAGAUAUUACAGGGGUGGCUCCUGACUCUGGGGGCCUUAGUCCCCCAGCCCUUUUGUUAAAAACAACUUUUAAAAAAAAAAAAAACUAUACUGUACUAUUGACACGUAACUAGAAUUACACAAUUAUGGUGGCCUAAUUAUCACCAACAUUUAAUUCCCCUCCCCCCCACUAGGCACUAAUUUAAUUUAUAAGUAUGUUUAUAUUGUUUUUAAUAUAAUUUUAAAUUCUGCGUUGAGCGAUGAUGCUUUUAUUUAAUUCAAUUCUGAGAUUAUGAAAAAAUAUAGGUACCUAAGUUUUUUUCUUUUCAAUAUAUUAUAGUAACAAAUUUAACUCUUUUUAAUCAAUUAUUUGAGCUUUGGGUAUGUCAAUAAUAUGAUGGCGUGGCCAUUGGUUUGGCUUGUAAAUAUUUCGGGUGGCCGGUCCACCCCAGGCCACCCCUUAGUUGCGUGUCUGUGCAGCAGACACGUACUAUAAAAUAUAAAAUACACCAUUUUGUUAUACGGUUUUCUGAAAAACGUGACGUAGCACCUUCCCCCAAACCAAGUCUUUGGAACCGCCCCUGCUACGUUACGCGCUAGAUGCACGGAUAAUAUCACGUCAAUGAAGAAAGACCCCCCCCCCCCUUAAAUGUUUCUAUACGGUGUGUGUAAUAUCGCGACAACGGUCCGAAAAAGAAAUUUGCUAGACGAUUCCGUAGACACGGCGACGAAACAAUAUCACGCGAACUCCUCGUACCGACCGCGAAUCGGAAGAAUUUUACCGUCCGUACAGUCGUUAGAAACACCCUGUAUGCACACGACAAUAGUAAUAUCGUGUACGGUAGUGGAGUUUGUGUGGGACGCGUGAGCCGCGGAAUGCGAUCGACGAAUUCCCGAGGCCGCGGUCGAGCUCGCGACGACGACGACGACGACUACGAUUCCUCGGGAGGCGGCGCGGUGUGGGUAACCGGUUCGCCGCGACGUUCUCACACACGGUAAUUCCUGUGCCGCCGUCGCCGUCACGUCGGACGUCCAGCCGAGAGAAUACAAUUGCCGCUCCAGUCUUUCCGCGCAACCGAGACCGCGUGCUCGUGCGUACGCCGAACGACGGCCGUGUUGACAGUUGUAUUCGAGAACGAGAAUAAAAAAAAAAUUACCUGCCCGACAAUAUUCGCCGUAUAUUUUUCGGUUUUUUCGCUACCGCCGCUGCGUAGCCGCGUCGCCGUCGUCCGUGUUCUCCCGUGUGUGCGUCGAACGGGUGCUCGCGUUCCCGCCCCUUCACCCCCGCGCGAGCCGUUUCGGGGAUAGGGAGCCGCUUUAUUUUCCGCGCGCUACUACAACUACACCCCGCGUUUUCCACACGGACGCUCACGCUGUACACACCACGCGUAAGUCUUCGGGCCGGUACCGAGCCGACGCGUCUUAACGACACGCGCGGUACCCGCCCCGCGCACGCGGAUCGUAAUGUAUUCAGUGGCGUAGUAGCCAUCACAGGGCAAAGUGGGGUAGUAUCCCAGAGGUCGGGGUGCCCCGGACAAUUCCGAAAUCAAUUCUUUGAAACAAUUGCAAAUUUCGAUGUAUUUAAUAAUGAUCGUUUUAAAUCGUACGUUCUUCUCUUAAUCGUAGAAUCCGGGAAUCUUAAUUCCAAUCACAAUCGGUAUUUAAAUAGAUUAAUAAGCAGUGAACGGUGCUCACCGUACGGAUAGUUAGUGUACGUAUAGGAUAACAAAAACUGGAUUUCCUUUUACUUUGUUCAUUUAUUAAUUAUCUGUUUAUUAUUUUCAUUUGUGGCUCCGUAGUAAGUAUUUAAAUUUAAAAAAAAAAGAAAAAAAACAAUGUUACGUAUACGUAUGUUUCGAAUUUUCGCAAAAAUUAAUAUAUUAGUCAGUUAGAGGUUCUAGUUUUUUUAAUUGCCCCGGGGCCCUUUACCGUCCAGCUAUACGCCACUGAAUUUAUGCUAUAGGGCGCCCGAUAUCUUCCGGUAUUGGUUAUUGAUUCGGGGCUCGGAUAUUUUUUACGCUUGAUAUGACUUCAAAAAAAAAAAAUUUUUUAAUUCUUUUUCAAACAUAUAAAUACAACCGGAUAACAAGCCAUAAAUUUAGACUGUUCGACGGGUCGAUACGCCGGCUACUUAAAAAUAAAAAAAAUAGAUUACAAUAUUAAACGAAAAUUUUUAGGUAUUUUUCUCAUGUCUUCGCGUAUAAAAUAUGUGAGAUUUUCUCCAUUAUUUAUUACAUAUAUGAAAUAAAUCGUUUUGUUGCGUAUUAGCAAAAAAACUGUUGAUAAUUAGCAAUCGAUCGGAUAAAAUUCGAGCCCUAGUUAUUAUUAAUUUUUUUUUCGUAUUGCGCGCACAAUAAUUCUAACGUGUUCCAAAGGUUUUUCGCAGUGUUAUCGACGGUGACGUUGCUACAGUGUUGUUUGACGUCGGUUUUAUAUUUUGGAUAUAUUUAUUUUAUUUUUUUAAGCUAUCGGCCGUGAAUUUAUAAUUGUUAUCAUUGUUAUUUCCGAGUGUACAGAACGAAGGUUUAUUUGUUCGUAUACCCGAUAAAAUAUAAUAUUCGGAUUGCAAUAAUGAAAAAUAUGUGUGUGCAGAGUGACAAAUUGUUUUUAUCGCAAAACUCACUCGUUAGUUACCGGAAAUUCUAUUGACUUUAAUCGUAAUUUUUUUUUUUCUGAGGAAUAAUUCAAAUACCCACAAUGCAAUAUACCGUUCGGUGUUACGCGUAUAUAUGUAUAGGGAGGUCCCUGUUGAUCAACAACCCCCUCCACUUCCGGUGAGUAAUGUAAAAUCGACCGAACGAACGGAAACGAAGGGUAAUGUUAAAUUUGAGAAUCGCAUGUUUCCCCCCCUCCCGCUUUUACAGUCCGCUGCAGGACCUUUGCUGCCUCAACCACUCGUCUCCGUCUAAUUCUAUCCUCACCUGUAGUAUAGCGCACACGGGAAUUUGUUUGGGAGGGAUUUUGUUUAUAAUAAUUUCCUAGCGAGGGGAUAGCAAUACUAUCACUAUUAUUACUGAAUAAAUGAUUUUUAAUGAAAUUGAUGGGGGGGGGGGUGAUCACCUAACUCCCUUCUGUGUGCGCCACUAAUCCUCACUGUCUUCUAAUCUGGUGCCUUGUGAGACUUCAGCAAGAUUUAACAUUAUCCUGUUCCCCCAUUUUUCCUUGGUCAACUCUUAAACCCAUCGUUCUGGCUGUUUUUAGUAAAUCUGUAGUUUCUAAAUUCCGCGUCCUCUCGAGGGCUACCUAAUACGUCAGUAUCGUGCGCGUGUGUCAAAAAAGUCUGAUCUGGUCUGAGAAUCGCAUGUACUUUCAUGUACUUUUCUCGGAAAAAAAAAAUCACCCUGUAUACCUGUGUAUUAUACGAAUACGUACAUAUAAUACGUCGGCCUGACGGACGGCUACGCAAUAAUCAAACCGUCUGUACUGUUCACAGCCGCGUCGACAAUGUGACAACGGCUAAUCAUUAUUACAUAUUUUCUUAAAUUAAUAUUUCAAACGAGCGCCACAUAGUUGUCCGCUUGUAGCUGUGUAAUAUUUUUAUCGUGACCGAGUUUCUAUUAGUAAAAAAAAAAAAAAUGCUCGGCUGUGGGUAAUCAACAAUUUGCGGCGAUAUACCCAAGUAUAAUAAUAAUAAUACAUUGUAGUGUCGGUAUUAAAGAAACUGUGUUUUAAACCCUCUCGUAUCUAUUUCUUUUUUCUUUUUUUUUUCGUCGAGAAUAGUGUUCGAACGAUUUUCGUUAGGAUUUUUUUUUCAGUCCGUAGGUUUGAAUUCGAAAUUUUCGUAUUUCGUGAAGGUUAACUGCUGAGCAUAGAUAAUAUUAUAUACAUCGCGGACGGGACUUACCGUGUCUAUGUUUUAUACUGAUUUUUUGCUUGGUAUUAUUUGUAUAUUUUAAAAAUAAGUUUAUUUUAAUUUACAUUUCUAAAGAAAUUUGUUGCAUUUACGGUAUUUUUGCAAGAGAACCGAAAAAUGCGAAUAUUUUGAUGUAAUAAACUCAUUUUUCAAAUUUUGUUGCUUACUGUCUUUUGGCUUAGGAGGGCAAAAUAGGUAUAGGGAUGUCCCGUCCACGCACAUAUCUAUGCUGCUGAGUACCGUCUAUGAAUUCUAAAGAGGACGUGAUUUGCGCAUGCGCUGUGGUCCGUCUUACGUACGACUCGUGACAUUUGCAAAUUUGCGUUUAGUCGGUAGAGACAAUUUCGUUUCGAUAUUAGAGUGAAUUGACGUAUCAGAAAAUUAUCUAUGCGAUCUCGGAGGAUUUUUUUCGAUGUUUAAAUUUUUAAGCGGGAUAAUACGAAACGUAUGAAUUAUCUCAAUGUUAAAAAAAAAACCUCUCGUAUUAUCUCGCUUAAAAAUCCGCCGUGGUCCCACAGACAAUGUUCUGGCCUUUAAGUUCGAUAAUAGGCCAAUUCGCUCUAAUAUUAAAAGCCACAAAGUUGUCCUUGGCGAACCCGAAUUUGCUAUGACGUUUGUCAGACACGGAGACGGCGCAUACGGCUUUUACGUCCUCUCUCAAAAGCCAUUAAACGUACAAUAAUAUCGUUAGUACGCGAAAUGAUUCUUGAAAUUCGUCGAAUCGUAUUUCUUGUACAAUGACUUUUAACACAAAUAAAAAACAUCGGAAUCGUUGUUUUCUUCGGAAUAUUUAACCGAACAAAACGGCGCGUCGUUGCGAGCGUAUUGAUUCAAAAGAAAAACACAAUAUUUUCCGCUGAAAACGAUUAUUGUUAUUGACAUUUCGAAAUAUCGUCCACGUUUAUUAGUAAAUAAAUAAUUAUACAAUCGCACCCGAUAAACGAUUUGUUAUUAUUAUUAAGCGUUUGUCGAUUAUAAUAAAUAGUCGAGUGACAAAAUUAUCGGUUUUUAUUUUCAUCCGAACGCCUACUUGACUUUGAAUCCUCGUGUAUAUUAUAAAAAAAAAAAAGUGACUGUGGUAAUCGGCAAAUAUUCUGCGUUGAGAAUUGAGAUGUGAAAUGAAACUUGUACAGAAUUAAAAAUUAAUAACAUUAACGCAUUAUUUGAUUUUAUUUGUCCGAAAACUGCGACGAUAAUACGUCAUAAUGCGGUACUUCUGGUAGUUUUUUUAUAUUAAAAAAAAAUAUACAUGUAUUCACAAUCUCUAAACGAAUACGUAUACGCAAUUAGCAAAUGUGAUCUCUGAAGAAACAAAUAUUUCAAUAAUAGUAUAAAUAAUAAUAAUAAUAUCUACUAUAAACUCAAUAACUCUUCGAGCACUCUGUAAUAUUCUUCAAACGAAACUCGCUCUGUACAUAGUAUUUUAUCAUAUUUUUCGUAUUUGUCCGUAUUACGAGUAUAAAUCAAUCACAUAUGAUAGUAAAAGUUCUAUAACAACCAAAAUAUAUUUUUAAAUUCGCGUCAUUUGCAUUAGUUUAUAACACACAAUGAUAUAAAACAUGUCGUAAAACAUAUUUUCCAAUUCAAAUUAUUGAUUACAAGACGAAGUGAUAUGAUACCCGCAUUCACUGUCUCGGUCUGACCGAAUAGCGAAUGUUCGUUCGGCAGGCACAACUUUGCGCUGUUAGUUUUAAUAUUACAAUAAAUUGACCUAUUAUCAAACUUGAAGAUAAGAACAUUGUCUGUGCAACGUUGGCGCUAUUGUUCGAUAUAUUAACGUUCAAGCGAGAUGUAAGCAUUAUUAAAUUGUGAUAUUUCACAUACUCAUAUCUCUCUACAAAAAAAAAAAUAUCGAAUAAAUGUAACACAAAUCCAGCACAUUUAAUGUGUUCUUAUCUUUAAGUUCGUUAAUAGGUCAAUUCGUUCUAACGUUAAAACCUACAGCGCAAUGUUAUCUCUGCAGCUGAACCGAAAUUUGCUAUGUCGUACGUUGGUAAGGUGGAGACAUGGUGCAGCUGGUAUUAUGCCCUCUUGAAAAUACGCUUACAUACCCCCCUUUAAUGUCUCAUUCUAACCAACGGGCGAUAGCAAAAUUACGUUACUUAGACCAUAAAUCGUAGCGUUGAAAGUACAAACAAAAAUAAAAUAGACAAGUAAUUUAAAGAAGAGAUUAUUUCCUAGGGCUUUUUCUAAUAUUUCACUACAAAAUGGCCGAAAAGCUAUAGUCAUAGUAGUUAUGUUUUUUUUUUUUCAAACUACGUACAGUCCUCGGAAAUAUUUUCCUCUUUAAAUUUUGUUAUUCUUGUUUAAACUCUAAUUUCACCACAAACGCCACAAUUUAUGUUCAAAGUAACGUAAUUUCGCUGUUGGUAAGACGAGUACAGCACGUCAUACGGAUAUCCUCGGGGACGACAUUUUGAUCCGGCAGAGACAAUUUGAUCAGUUUUAUAAAAUAAUUUAAUUUUCUUAGCGGAUCAUAAUGUCACUUUGCCCGUCCCUUUAAUAUUUUAUUAACAUUAACAUUACCCCAGCAAAGUUAUAGUCGCAAACUGUUGAUUAUCUGUACACAAUAUAGGCAGGUAGGUAUAGGUUAACAGAUACUGUACCUACUGUUUAUUUACGCUACAAAACGGGUAAACAACAAUUUCGCGUGGUUUUUACGAGUCUAGAUUAUACUUUUAACUCUAUACGAAAAUUACUAAACAAAAAACAAAUUUUAUAAUAUUUUGUCGUGUCGACUUCGUUUGAAUUUCAAGGUAUUUAAAUGACGUAUACUUUUAUUAAUUGCAUAGCGCCUAAUGAUACCUAUACAUUGAGUGCACCUACUUAUAUAUUAUAGUAGCUACACGCGAGUAUAAAAAUAAUAAAAAUAUAUAUAUAUAUGUAUGUAUUGUAUUUUAAACCAAUUGCGUUUCGAUUUAAAAGUAGAAAAAAAAAACCGAUAAUAAUUUAGUGUAAAUUUAUGUAAAAAAAUUCUCAUUGCGGUACUGCACUAUAUUGUAAUAAUAUUGAAUAUGGGUACACUAUCGUCGACUGUAAACCGGAGUUAUACGUUUAAAAUUAUAUUCAUCACGCCUCUGUGUAGAAAAAAAAAACCAUUGUGUCGGUUAGUUAAAAAAUUAUACACUAGGCGUUUCGAAAAUCAAAACCGUCUGUAUAUAAUAUUAGGAGGUGUUUCGUUCGAAUUUGCGUAUGUUUUACGACGGGUCGUAUCUAUUCGUGACUGAAAAAAAAAAUGUAUGUAAUAACUCUCGCGACUUAAAUAGUUAAAUAUGUCCGUAUUUCUUAGUUAUUUUUGUCUAGACGUAUGAAUUAUUAUGACCGGUCGUUUGACUAAAAUAUCGGGUCAAACACUCGUGGAAUUACUCUCGUAAUAACGUCGACGAGUAGUACGCGGUUACUAUGUUGCGGACCCCAUCGGUGUAUAAUAAUGAUUUCAAAUAUCACCGUCGAUAACUUUACACUGCCAUAACACGUUAUAGUUAUUCGUUUUGCGACUUUUGCACUGUUUAUGACCAAAAAAUAAUAAUAAACCGCCUAGUAUAGCGCAAUAAUAAUAGGCGAAACAUAUUGAAUACGAAAAAUAAAGAUUUUUUUUUUACCGUUUAUUUAUAAUAUUAUUAUGUAUCGUAUUUCUCAGGCUAAAAAACGUAUCGUUGUUUAAUAUUCUAUACACACGAGUCGACGAUUGCGCGUUAUUCGGGAUAAAGAAGCGCCUGCCAUAACUACUGCAGCCUAUUUAAAAAAAAAAUUAAAACUAAAAAGUAUGUUUUAAAAUCAAAAAAAAAAAAAAAAAUGGACAAUAAUAGCAGUAUUGCUCCUACGUCGGAUUUAGCUUCUCUGGACUGCUGGGAUUAUACAAUCGAAUUGGAAUGUCUUCGCGGUCCACAAGGUAUAUUAUAAUAUAUUAUAUUAUUAUUGGAUUUAAAACGGAAACUGUUGAAAUAUGUGUGCACAAAAGAGUCGUGUAUAAUAAAAUGUUAACAUUAUUAUAAAUUGUACAGUUAUGACUAGACGCCGGAUUUAUAUUCUCUUAUAAUCCACAAAAAACCGCUUUGAAACGUCAAACAAUUUCCUGAAAAAAGCACUAUAUUUAUAAUAUUUAGAAAAAAUAAAAAUGAUAGAGGAGUUCAAAAGACCCCCUCCCUGUAAAUAAUUAAUUGCUUUAACUUAUUAAAUUCAAUUUCCUAACAUUACAAAAAUGAUUCACGCAAAAUAAUUAAUUUUUAUUUAUCAUUUUUUGUGGUGUUAGGAAAUGUUAUUUAUAAGUUAAGUUAUCCGUUAAAAAGGGGACUUUUAAACUUUUUUAUUUUUUAUUUUUUUUUGCUUUUUAAAUUUUUUUCCAAGGCUUUUUUGAGUUUUUCGAGUAUUUUUUGUGGAUUUUAUUAAGAAAAUAUAAAUCCAGGCUCUAGUUAUAACCGUUAGUUCAUGUAAUAAUUUUAUACCAAUACUGUACUAAUUAUUUUGUAUUAUGUAUUUUAAUUUCGUUCGAUUCUUCAAUCAAUCGAAAACUUAGACUCCCCGAAAAGUUACCUGCGUCUUUCAACGUCAAAAACAUGUUUAUUUUACAAAAUCGGAUUAUUUAUAAAUUAAAUAAUAACGCUCUUGCUUAUAAUAAUUUUAUCUUGUAUGGUAAUACUUAUGAUACGAACAAAUUAUGCGUAGGAAAAACAUAACAGUUGUUUGAAAAAAGAGUUAAAACAAUAAAACAAAAACUAGGUUUUCACUCGUAUGGUAAUAUUUUCGGUGUACAAAAUCGAGUGUAAGAAAAAACCAUAAUAGUAGUAAAAAAAAAAAAAAAUGAACAAUUAAAACAGAUAACUGUACAUGCGUUGUAGACCUGAAGAUUCUAAACGCCUUGAUACUCGUGUAUUAUUUUAAGAAAUCCGGGACACGUUGCGGACACUCGUUAUCAAAACGGGACGUGGGAAAAAUUGGCCGUCAAAAGGGACUGUCCGUUGAAAUACGGGACGAACGACGAUCCCGCUUCCCCGAUAAAAUUGUACGAUACGUCUGAUUAAAAUUUGAACGUAAUAAAUAACAAAUAAUUAAUACUAGCGUAUAAUAACUAAUGUAUAGUACCUUAUAUAGGUAUGUUAUAUAUUAUAUAAUUAUUAGUUUCAGUUAAUAAAAAUUACAGUUUUUUUUUUUUUUUAGAAAGUUUACGCGGUCUUGUUGAUUACCUAUAAUUUGAUUGAGACGUUUAAUCAAUUUUUAAUGAUAUGUAUUUUUAACCCAAAGGUUCCGUUCGUAGAAAAAUGUACAGCAGUAUACGUGUGAAUCACACUAUAUAGAUAAUAACUUGUAAAUUCCGUAGGUAUAUAGUGAAUAACAUAACGUGUGUACGUUAAAAUCGAAAAGGUAAUCGUAAUUUUCCAGUAAAAAUCUAAUGAAUAUUGUAAAUCUGGGACUUGGGUCAAAAAGGUCCAACGUCACUUUUUAGUGAAAAUGAGUUAUGCGGCUCAGUGGCUAAUUUCGUGUGCACUACGACACAGUUUGUGCAUUACGAAAUUACAAAUGAGCACUACGGAAAAUAAAAUUGUGCACUUUUGAGUCAAGCUAUAUUAUACGGACCACGGGGCCGGGAGUGGAGGUGACUGUCAUUAUCGUAUCCCCAUCGGCACGCCAAUGCAAAAAUGCGCACUGCGGAAAAAAUAGCCACUGAAUUAUGGCCAAUCGUGUACAAUUUUCUAUGCUUUUUCUGGUGGUAAAAGAGCGUAUCUCUGAUAAUCAAAUUAUUGUGAGAUUUGAGAAGACCGAUGUCGUGAGAAAAAUUACUUAUUUUCAGUAUCAAAACGGCCCGAAAACGUGUUCUGUUCCGUUUUCAGUUAGCCGCCUAACUACAGCGGCCGGCCGUUGAGUGCGCGAGCAAUACGGACUUUUUUUUUUUUUUUUUUCUUGCAAAAUUUGCAUUUCGCCAAAGUCGUUUUCGAAAAAAACAGUAUCGCGUUUGAAUACACGUCGAACUGCAUGAACCGUGGUAUGAUAAUUAUUGCGAGGAAAUAUUAUAAUUACGAUGUUGCGGCGAACGAUGCGCGCGUACCGUCGUCGUACGGCCGAUAUCGAAAUUGAUAUUAAUGCGCGAUGGGGGGAGGCGUACGACGGCUAAUUAGAUACUCGUAAAUACUGCGUGCGUAUGGGUGGGUACCCAUUCGAAUUGGAAAAGCAUAGAGGAGAAACAAAAAAAAACAAAAAAAAGAAUCGACUUGACGAAACCUAUGUCCAAUAAUGUAAUGGCAUAGCGAUAGCGCGCGGGCGGUCGUUGUAACGACGUUAUUAUUGUUACGAAUACCGGCGCGCGGCCGAUACGCGACGUCCGACAUCUACACGACUUUCGACCGAACUAUAAUUAUUAAUUAUUACUAUUAUCUAUCGGCAAUAUUAUAUAAUGACAUCGUGCUUGCGCGUGUGCGGACAGGUGGUUAUUAUAUCUCCACGCGGUGUUUCUUUACAGGUACACUUUAGUACCAGUCUACAUAAUAUUAUGUUGUUAUAUUAUAACUUUCAAUAUCGAAAACCAUCAUGUACGUUUGUAACGACAGGCGCGCAGAAAAACGACGUUUCGUAUUAUUAAAUCUGUACGGCGACGCAUCGGCUGUAAAAGUAACCGCUUUUAAAUCGUUUGAUUCGGCCGUGCCUGGGCGUUGAAAUCCGUUUGGAAAUGCGCGCGUACCGCGUAAUAUUCGACCGUGUGCGGAAUUUUUCGACGGCGGUCCCGGACUCCGGACGACGGUUAACGGGGCAAAAGCCGCGAAUAUUUUUUCUGAAAAAAAAAAAUACCGAAUAUUUUACGUAACGUUAUUAUAAAAUAUCAUAAUAUGUAUAUGUAUAGUUAGUUAUUAAGUUUUACCGCAACCUAUCGGUGUGCGGUGUGUGUGUGUGUGUGUGUGUGUGUAUGUGUAUGCUCAACUAUAUAUAAAAUACCCAUAUAGAUGCAUAACACUAUUAUCACUAUCGAGGUUAACCUCUGCGAGAUGUUAACCCAAUUGAGUGUGUGCGUAUAGGCUUUCAAUAAAAACUGAAUCGUAGGGAAAAUCAUAGAAAAAAAAAUGCAUAAUACAUUUUCUCCGCGCGAUCACGAAGUCGGGCCGAAGAACCUUCCCGGCCGUUCCUUUUACGGAAUCCGCGACGCUUUCGAAACAUCGAGCGCGCAUGUGUGUGUGAUAUUUGACUUGCGACGAUGCGAUCGUCGUUCGCAUUGUUCGCGGGGAUAUUACGAUAUGGACGUCGAACCGCAAGCCGACGAUCACGAUUGAUCAACGAAAUUAUAAUAAUAAAAAUCUUUUUUUUUUUUUUUUUAUUGACAAAUCAUUCAAGUCGAUAAAGUGCCGCGACACGACUAUAUACUGUUGUAUGCACGAGUGUAAAAUAUAAGAAGAUAGGUGCCUAUAUAGACGCGACGUGAUUAACGUACGAUUUUUCGAUUUCCCAGUCGGGAAUCUCGAAUUCAACAGUGAAAUCGCCGUUGUAUAUAUUAUAUGUACGCCAGAGUGUGUAAUAAUAUUAUUCGCGUUGUUCGCGUGUUUUUAGACAAUCGACAAAACGUGCGGAUGUUACCGAUAUUGUCGGGUCGCCUACGAACCGAGUACCAAUAAAAUCUUUUAGGACUAAUCGAGCGCCGGGCAGUACUUAGAUACCUACAUAGGUACUAAUUGAAUCCCUUGAAAUUUGAGCUAUAACACUAAUUGAGUCCGUAUUCUAAUAUUGAUACUGAGUCCCGUCAAACUUUUUUUAAAAAAAAAAAAAUAAAAUCAAAAUUACAUUCUUUAUAUUGGUGAAAAAUGUAUUAUAAUGUGAAUAAUUUAAAUGUUAUUUGUGUACAGUUAAAUGAAUAUAGGUGAUUAACUAUUAUAUUGUUCAUAUUGGUAAAAACGUAUGUGAUAAACAUUGUAUAUACCUGUUCAAAUCGUGUUGUUUUCUUUGUAUUAUUAUUUGUAUCCGUCUAUUAAAAAAAUACUAAAAAAGAAUCUAUAAUAAAGACGAUACGAACGAUAGCACGUAGCCGUCUGCGUAUUCGUACAUAUUAUACAGAUUUUAUGUUUUACCUGCUCAUAAUAAUCCCCGGUACUCAAUCAGUAUAUCAUUUUUUCCCCGUUCAGGUAUUGAGGCUCAAUCGGUGUACAACGUGUAUUGUCAUAACCGACAACGGGGUGCGUUAAAUACGCCGUUUUCCUGUAGAGAUAUCUGCUCUCGUUCGUAUAUAUCGUUAUCACUUAGUAAUCCGUUUUUUUGUUUUUUUUUGACAGACUUACAACUAGCCGCGGAACUGGGCAAAACUCUGUUGGAGAGAAAUAAAGAACUAGAAAUCAAUUUGCGACAGCAACAAAAUGUCGUGGAAGACCGUAACCAAGAGAUCGAGGUGAGAUAUACAGAGUCUAUAUAAAUAAUAUAAUACGUUUAAAAGGGGCCCGCGGUACGAGUUUUCCGCAUUUCUCCGAUUUUUUGAACAUUGAAAAUUAUUUUUAAUACCUGAUCGGUUUAAAAAUAAUGACUUCCCACUAUUGUCCGGUGCCCGUUUAGGGAAAGGGAGAGGUAAGGACGAAAAUGAUAGGAAUAACGCAUUAUUAUAACAUGUUAUACUUUAACAUUUUUUUUUUUUUUUUUAUUCAAUUGAUAAACAAUAAUGUUUUACAAGCCUUAUUUAACUCCGAUUUUUCAUUGGAUUUCAAAUAACGGUUUAAAAAAAAAAAACAUACAAAUGUAUUGUAUAAAUAUUAUGUUUGAGAUGAAAAUUUCGAAAAAAAAAAAAUACCGACAUGGUUUGUAGGAAAUUUUUCUAUUUCCAACGGAAAAAUAAUCAUCGAAAUUGGACCAUUCUAUACGAAACUCGAGAGUUUUUUCCCCGUAAAAUAUGUUUUCGAGUCGAAAACUGCGCCGAUCCGAACUCCUUAAAUUUAAAAAAAACACCAUGUCCAUGCUUGAACUUCGUAUGUAGUAACUAACAGGUAUACCCGAACAGGUCGUAAUUGCUUCAUAGUUCAUAACACGUGUUUUCAUUUACAUUAACCUAAAAAAAAAAAUUCCAUACGUUAUACACGGUGCCUAUUUUGUAUUCACUGCGCACACACUUGACAAGCAGAGAAUGUGUUUUGUUUGAACUGUUGAAGUUCAAAUAUUAUAACCAUCGUAGUACAGCGUGUACAGCGAAAUACAUCACAUUCGUUUCUGGAUAAUAAUAAAAAUAGAUUCGAAAUGUACUCGUCAUACUGCAAUACGCAUUGUACGGCGUAUUUCGUUCUCGACACUGCACAAUGUUUAAUAUUUAUUAAUUAUAUACUCGUAUAUUACGCAUUUUAACGUCGACUGUUGACAUUAUAAACUUGUUGUGUUCCGAGUGCUUUAUUAUGGUUGAAAAUAAAACGAAAAACAAAACAAAAAUAAUGUAUAUCGAUCAAUCUGCUAUCUAUAUAAGAUACCAGUGCUUCCCAACCUGGAGUUUAUCGAUUUCUCGGCUGGAAAGAGGGCGUAAGAUGUUUAAAAAAUAUAACCAAUUUUCACAUUAUUGUGUCACUUUAACACUUGUAAAAAAAAAAAAAAACCAUACAUUUCAAUUUUCACCCAUUAUUGCACUGGAUAAUAACAGUAAACGAUAUUUAUUUACAUAGCAAAGAUAAAGAAACCUUUGUCCGGUGUAAAAAGUAAAAAAACCGUGGACGUACUUCGCACAGUGGGUAAGCUGCCGUUGUAGCGGGUGGGAAGGUAUUAGUCACUAAAGGACGUUGGGUAUAAUUUAUAAUUACUAAAAACAACAAUAAAUCAUUGCGAUCAAAACACGAUUCUAAAUGGACUAAUAUUUGUCAUGUUUUGUAAUAAUCCAAAAAUUGAAAAAAAUAAAACCGAUGUAUCGAUAUUUGUUUGUCAGUUUUUUUAAAUAGUUUAUAUUUUAGCCAAUAAAAAAGGGCGUUAGACUUUAAAAAUCUUUACGAAGCACGUGGAAUAAUAAUAGUUGGGAAACAUUGACGAUGUAUGUGUACAUUACUUAUAUAAUGAAGAUCGAUUAGAUUUUAUUUUAAACGGUUAAAUUGUUCUUUAAAUGUUAUUUGUCAAUGUUUUUUGGACAAAUAUAUAAUAACAAUAGGCGUGUUUUGGCGUUGUAACCGUGAGUAAACUGUUUUACUAAUCAUAUUUAAAUAGUUUAGUGAAUUUUGUAACCGUCCAUUUCGAAUAUUGGUAAGAGGGUUUAUUGAUGUCCUGUUACUAGUUGAUGGACAAGGAUUAACGCGUGUGAACAGAUGAACAAUAAUAAUUUUUAAUUUAAUCAAAUGUGCAACACGCGUAUCAUCGUUUUAAUAUUAUUUUACCUUACCUGUUUUAAGAGUUAUGAAAGUUUUAGUUAUAAUGGAAAAUACUAUUCAUAUCUCGUCGAUUUUUCGUCAACAUUUUGUUGGUGAAUUUCUGGUGAAACUUUUGGGAAAUCGAGUGUAUUGUGAAAUAUUUCUUGAUUCAUACAGUUGUUCACGUGGAAAUCAUAAAUACCGUACUAUAACUAUUAUAGACUUCGCUCACAAAUGAUCGUUCCAAAUAAUCAAAAUUAAUAUAGUUAUAGAUAACAUAGGUUUCAUCGUGACCAUGAUGAUAUUGUUAUCAACAUCAUCAUGAGAUUCUAUAACGUCCAUCUUCAUGAAGUCUUGAUCUUGUCUUCAUUAGUAUAUACUAGUAUGAAAAAUACGACCGGGGGAAAAAAAAAAUAAUUAGGAUUCAGUUUUUCAAUUGUAAUUUUUUUUUAUCGAUCACAAUUUAUAAUUUUGUGUUUUGACGAUUCAGUAACCGUCUACUAAUCGGAACGUAUAAUCGUAAACUAUCACUAAACUGCUUAUAACGUGAGCAUAAUAAUUGUCUACAAAUCAUAUUUAAGGUACAGGCGUCUAAUACUAAUGUUGAACACUCGAAGGUCAAAAAAUCUUCUUUCAGACUUGACAGUAAUAUUACGCAAAAUAUUAAACAACACAAAUUAACAUUGAGAAAACACCUAAUACAAAUACUAAUAUAUAAUACAGCGGCCUAGUAUCGCAUAAUAUUAUGUCUUAUUUUUGGAAAAAUAAAGAAAUAUGUAUUAUGCGAUUCUACUAUUCACUAAUAUACAAUAGUAUACAGUAUUUUACAGUAGAGUAUAGUAUAUACUAUAUACUUCACUGAUACUACUAUUGACUUUUCAUAUUAUGUUGUUGACUGUUUAUAACUAUCGUUUUUAAAAUGUCAAAAACGUAUUUUAUGGAAUAAAGUAAAAUGUUAGGUAGGUUUUUUGUAUGUAAAAUUCUGAGAUCUUUAUGAUCUACUGGUAUAUUUUUCGUUUUUAAAGGGAUUGCGUAUAGGUAAUUUUCACGAAAAUUGUGGGGGGAAAAAAUGAAAUUUUAUUACCUUCGAAACGUUCAAAUACGUUUACGAGUAAUCCCGUGUCUUUAUCAUGCGAAUACGGUGUAUCGUAAAAUUGCCUUACAAAAAUGUUUUUUUUUUUUUUUAUUAUUUCGAAAAACCGUGGUGUUUCGUGCGGCCAAAAACUAUACUUAGACGGUGGACUUUGUUAAGAAACCAAAUGUUCACUGCCAUAAGACAAAGAGAACGCACAACGUUGGUUUCAGUUAUUUAACAUCGAUGUUAUGAAACGAAUUAUUCGAGUUCGAAAAAUUUAAAAACCGUCGGAUUGUUAAACAAUAAUAUUUAUUUGUUUUGGCAUUUGUAAUGUCGAAAAAAUAAAACCAACGUUGCACGCAACGCGAGUUCUCGGUUUUUUUGCGGUGAAAAUUCAAUUUCUCGUUCAAGUCUCGGACCAGCCCGAGUAGUUUUUGUCCGCGUAAAACAGUUUUACGUACGGUCGCGAAACACGGGCGGGGUAGCACGCCCUUUUAAUGUCACGAUUAAUACACCAAUAACAAAACGCUAUGAUAAAUGCAAAUACUGAACGCAAAACCUGAAAAACAUUGUGUUUCGUUAACGUUUUCCGAACGAAUAAACGGUUUUUUUUUCACUUGUACGUUAUUAUAUUAUGACGUAACGCGAAUUAAAAAAAAAAAAAUAAAUAAAUAAAAUACGGUCAUACCUUCCGGUUGAUAUACGAAACAGUCAUUUCUCAUGUGGUUUUGAAAGAUGCGUGCCGUAGGCAUUAUUUUUAUAUCCCUGGCAGUGUUCCAAACGCCGUGGCGGACGCUCAGCCAGAGACCUUUCGGCGUGAGGUCGCCAGACAUAUUUUCCGUCAGUCUUGUUCGUCUCGCGCGUGCCACACGGCGAUAUUUUCGUCGGAUUCGAACCCGAUAACAAUAAUUUUAUACGCGGGCAACUUUCCCCCCCCCCUAUUGCGCCUUUACGCCUCACGGCAAAAUGAGCUCGAUUGGAAAUCUGACCGAAUGGCCGAUUUUCCAAAAGGCCAACGAGCAAGCCAUCGGCUUUAAUCUGUACGAACUGGUCGUAACCGACUGUUUGAUAUGUUGGCAGUACCUUACCAAACAGACGACCGCCCUGAGGGAAGUGAACGAUUCCCGGUUGCGAAUUUACGAACAACUGGAAAUCAGCAUUCAGGACCUGGAGCGGAACAACCAAAGGCUCGUGCAAGAAAACAUCAACGACAAAAAACACAUAAAAAGGUACAGUCGUGUUUCGUUUUUUUUUUUUUUUUCAAAUAAUAUAUAUGCACGUAUAUUUUUUUUUUAAUUAGUCGGGUUAUAAAAACAAAUUAUGAUUGCAAAAUGUAAAUUUUAUGUCGUCCAGUCUGUACGAGACGAUCGAGAGUCUGGAAAAUCGCUGUGAAGAUUUGCAGCACCUAGUCGACGAUAUAGGCCAUUUGAAAAAAGACGACAGCGUAGUCAGCGAGAACAAUGUCAGUGGAUGCGCAACCGAAGACCAAGACGAAUAUGCUAAACUCGUUUCGCAACUGGAGCACGCGAAAACCCAAAGAGCAAAGGAACAGAGAAAAGUGUCUGAACUAGAACAAAACGUGUCCUUACUCAUACAGGUAAAAAAACGACCGUAAUAAUCGUGAACGUUUUAAAGCGAUAUUAGUUAAUGUGGCCCGUCUAUACCUAAAUAAUGAUUAACGAGUUAAAUUGUUGCGCGGCGUGUAAAUGUCAAAUAUAUAACUAUUAAAAUUGUUUUCGUUUUGUAAUAAAUGUAACAGGAGAACACGAAUUUAGAAGAAAAAGUGAGUGUAAUGCAACAAAAAGACGAAGAGCUGAAAACCCUCCAGGAUCAGAUUGUUUACUUGGAGGAAAUUCGGUGAGCUAACAAAUUUUACGAAUAACUAACAAUAUUAACACGGGGGCGUCUAUUCUCAAUUUUUUUUUAUUUUUUUUUUUUUUUUUUUUUUUUUAACAUUAUAAACAUACGGAAUUCUUAAAUAAUUCAACCGAAAUGUUUACAUUUUAAUUUGUAACGAUAAAAUGGUAACUCUUAUUUUUAAUUUUUAUAAAAUAUUCAAGCUUAAACCUACAGUAUUUUUUUGAAUCAUAAUUAUUUUCUAUUAUUCAACGGAAGCGAGUAUUAUUACUAUAAAAUUGUUCUUUUUUUCUUAAAAAAGUUUCGUUUUUUUGACAUUUAAUUUUGAAAUGCUUUUAAAAUUAUAAGCUAUACGUUGAUUUAAAAUACGAUACAUUAACUUUAAUGAACGGACAAUUUAACUGUAAGAUUAGAAAAAAAACCCGUUUGAAUUUAAAGAUUUUGUGAAAUCAAACAUUUGUACAAAAAUUAGAUUUUUACAAACAAUAAAAAUCAUUCUGUGUGUCACACUUGCACAAUAAGGUAACGUCUGAUAUAUAUAUACAUAAUGUGACCUGAGAAAACUAUUAAUAAAUUUAAAAUUAGAUCAAAUAACGAAAGUUAUAUAUAUAUACAUUAAAAUUAUGUUUCAUCUAAACAAUUUUUAUUUUAAUAUAUCAGACGAUUAACCUUCAGUUUUCCUAUACAUAUAAAACAAUGGACGUUGGUGUUGGUAUCUGAAAUGAACAGACUCAAAAACUACUGGAUCGAUUUUUAAUAUCCAGGAACAGGGUUCGUAUUACGUAACAAUGAACUCGGUCUAUAGAAACUUAUACUUCGGAUAUAAGUGAAGAUUUGGGAAGGGGGGCUAAGGAAGAGCGACUUAGUCCUCCUAAAAUUAUUAUUCUGAGCCCCUCCUUCUAAAAAUGAUAUUGACCCUGAAGUUAGAAUAGCUUUAAUGGCUUAUUACGAUUACGUUUUUCUGUGUGACAACGAAUGGGUAUAAUACAUAAUGAUGGUAAUUUUUUUUGCUCUUCACUAAAAUGGCUCCCUCCCCUAGAAUUCAAUCAAGUGUCCUUUUAUGAACUCGAGAUUUCUUUUUGAAUGCAUUUUAUGGUAUUUUAUUUUUAAAUGAUUUAAUAAAAUAUUUUUAACUUUUAUUUGGGGGGGAAGUUUUUAAGCGUUUUCGUAUAAGCUUCUUUUUAAGAAAUUUCAUAUUACGAUAAUAAUUAGGUAAAACGUACUAUCUGGUUUUUUUAUACUAUCUGCUCGUUUGAAGAUUUUGUUAUUAUAAUAUCACUGUUUUAAUAUUCAAACCAGUGGCGUAUUUAAAGAUUUUUCCAAGAAGGGAGGGAAUAUUAAAUUUGGAAAUCGUGUCAUAUUGUAUUACGUAUACCUAGGCUAAAAAUAAAAGAUCAAUCUUUAAUAUUCGUUUAGUUUGGUAAGUCAUUUAUAACUCAAUCUAAUAAUCAUAUAUUAUAGUUAUUAAUAUUUACGAGUACUAUUUAGUUUAUAAUCUUACUUAAUCUCUCAAAAUUUAGUGGUUCGGAUAGAAAUUGAAACAGUAAAAUUACGUACACGUUCGGAUUUUUCGUCGAUAUAAGCGCUAACACGUUUAUUGACUUUUCCGACUAAAAAGUAAAGAAAUUUAAUUUUAAACCGUGUAGUCGUGCAAAUACUAAAAUAGACAUUAAAAAAAAAAAAAAAAAAGUGUCAAUAAGGGAGUGAUAAAUCCGCUCCCCAUAAUCUUGCCUUUAAAUACGCCACUAAAUCGUAUUCUGUUUUAACGUUUAAUAAUUAUUUGUUUUUUUUUUCUCCGUAAUAGACAAGGAAAUCUUUGUCGCCGUUGUCAACGCAGCACCGACCCGAACCUAUUUGACGAAUAUUCAGUAUACGACGACGACGAUGACGACGACGACAUUAGCGCUAUAGGAUCGUAUGUCGAAACUCACAAACACGAAGUCUUGCAACAAUUACAAGUAUGUGUUUUUUUUUUCUUGUUAUUCUUAUAAACCGAAACGUACGCGUAUUAACAAAACGUGAUACGGGCGCAUUGUUAUAAAAAAAUAAAAUAAAAACUUAUACCUGUAUAUAUGUUAAUGUAUAUAUGUAUAUAUAAAUCCAUUUCGGAACGCGCGAAAUACGUUUCAAAUUACGAAAACGCAAUUAUACCGACUUUGAAUACCGUUUAUAAACGUCGUUUUAAUAUCGCAGUGAACGUUUUGUUUAAGAUGCGCGGUUAGGUUACGCGAUCCGAAGUUUUAAACAAAACAAUUGUGCGUCCGUCGUCGUUCUAGAACAUUUAUCACGGCGUAAAACGCAAAUUUAAAAAAAAAUAAUAAUAAUAAUCAGCCGGCGUUUUUUUUUUUCUUCGUUGUAUAGGCCCGCUAAGCGAUUAACCAUGUGAUUAAUGACUAGACCGCGAGUCGUUUUUGUUUUUUUUUUUUUUUAUAAGUAUUAUGAUAUUAUUGCACCCAGACAUAAAAUAACAUUUGGCAUUUCGCCGCGGACAAAAGAACGAUACGAUUAUUAUUAUUGUCGUUGUCGUCGGCGGGGCUCGAUGAUCCGGACUUUUGACAUUUGAAUUGAGGUCAGAAAGGGCGUGUAUCGUUACGAAAUUGUAUGUAUGUAUACACAUAUAUCUAAUAUUUUUCUUUUAAACUCGAAGCGAAAAAUGGUAUUUAACCAUGUGCGCGAACGAAAUUUUUUGCGUGUUUAUGCGUUAUAAAUCGGCCAUCGUCUGGCAAAAAUAAAAUCGAGCGAAGCGUCACGAUUUUUUUGAUUUUUUUUACGAGCAUUUGAAUUUUAAAUUUUAACAAAAUCCUUAAAAAAGACACGAAAAAUCGUAUUUUCUUGUUAAAAAUUAAUAAUCAAAAAAAGACGGACAUGUUUCUGACGUGGGUGGGCCACUCUUUUCAGUGAGAAGCUGGGAAGAUAGAGGAGAAAUUGAAUGUAUUUCUGUACAUAACGAUUAACCAUUGCUAAUGAAAAACGAUUUUGAGUAGAAUUUUGUUAGCAGUGUUCCUUUGUCAACAAUAAAUAUGGCACAUAUAUAGAUAUAGUAAAAAAGUUGUUCAAAGAAAAAUAAAAGGACCGUAAUAUAUUUUUACUAAUACCUCUGUAUUUCGUACUUUUUCCCAUUUUUUGGAAAAACUCCUGGUAAAAUCCAAAAAAUGACUUCCUUAACGUAUCAUCCCAGGAAAAUUAAUAGUAAUAAAUACUGCUGAUGGAUGUGCCUGCGGUCGUAGGAGGAAAGUCGAAAAGGCUACGUAGAGUUGUUUAAUUUAUAUUUAUCUUGCAACAAUGAAAUCAUUGCUGACGAAAUACGAUUCUGAUCUAAGUUCGGAUAAACAAUAAACAUAAUAUUUUGAAACGCCAUUUGAACUUUAAAUGAGUAAAUAUGAAAAUUACUACAUUCUACUCAUUUUUCUUUUUUCUUUUUUACUAUUAAAUGCAACUUAUUAUAACUAACCUCAUGUUAAAUUUUAAUGCAUUUUCGUUUAGCCCAACAAUUGUAUUUGCAUGAAAAUUAAAAAAAACUCCAAAAUAUUAAAUAACCAAAUAGUAUAAUAGUCGCUUGAAUGUAUGAAAAUUAUACCACGUCUAGGAAAAACUAAUAUAAGUAUUCUAUGAGAAAUCCAAAUUUCUAAAAUUAUUUUUAACUGAAUUACAAGAAAAAGUCGGAAAUAAUGAAACCACUAUCACCGUAAACUUUCCCGUGUUUUCUGCGUUUUUCACGAUUUAUGCUCACUGAAUAGAUUAAAUUGUCUUUCCGAAAAGACACUACUCUUGAAACUCGGAACAAUAUUUCUGGUAAAAUUUGAAAAUAGUGAAACUUUUAUCGCCGUAAACUUGUAGGUUUUCUCUAUGCGUUUGUUCUCAAAUUUUAUGGAAAUUAAAAUACUGGCAUUCUCAAUGCUCCGACUAGAUUCAAAAUGCAACGAAAAAGGUUUCCUGUCAUUUUUCGAUUAAAACAAAAUUUCCGGUGUAAACGUUGUUAACAGACAGAAAAAAAACAAUAACAAUCGCACGUCAUAAUGCGCUCAGAAUUUAAAAUAUAAUUCAAUUUGGAUUUAGUGGAAAAGCGUUUAACCGAACUUCGCGCUAAACGGUAUUGCGUUUGCGACGGUUUAUCGUUUGGAAUUUUUAAACCAAAACGCCCUAUUCGUUCCCCCCCAAAAAAAAACAGCAGUUAACGAUUUGUUUUAGAAACCGAAUUGGAUACCACCCUGGAGACUAAUUACGAUAUAACAAUAAGCAAACUUAGAAAUGUAGCAAAUACAUUUCAAAACUGACAAAUUUCGGCUCUGCGUUUCAGGUUACUGAUUUAAUUUGCGGAAUGGUUUACAUAAUAUUAUAGAAUAUAUUCGAAAAAAAACGAAGUAAAAUAUAAACUAAUGGUACAUUUAAAUCGCACGUUGCGCUGUAUAUACAGAGUGAUUCACUAAGCGUGCUCACCCUAUAUAUUUUUUUUUUUUAAUUUUGCAUGCAUUCAAAUUCUAAUUUUCGAAAUUUUUUAACGUGUUCAAAGCCGAUAUUUUCGAAUAAUUAGAUUGUUCACAACAUUUAAGGAGUAUAUUUUGUGGCGAUACAGACUUUAAACAGAGGGAGAAUAGUGGAGUAUCAUUUGUGUGGCGGCACGGCGCGCGACGUUGUAUUAGUGAUCCACUACUAUUCUGCCUUUAUCUAAAUUUAAAAGUGGAAUGUUUCGUUAACGGGUUGACGGAAAUCAAAAAUGUCGGCACCAGAGUGCAUUUUAAAUAAUACUCCGUCUAUUUAUGGAAGUUUUAUGUAGGUUUUCGUUUGAGAAACCAAAGUUGGUAUCGCCACAGGAUACUCCUUAAAUGCUGUGAAAAAUCUAAGUAUUCGAAAAUAUCGACUUUAACUACACCAAAAAUUUGAGUACAUGCAAAAUUUAACUAAAAACGUUGGGCGAGCACACUUAGUGAAUCGCUCUGUUUAGUUGAAAUUAGGAUUCAACGUUUCGUAAUCAGUUUCGGGUAACUAAGCACCGACCCCCAUCUUAAUUCACUCUAUUUUUGUCGCCAUACCGUGUGCAUAUAUACAAUGAUUAUUAAUAGAACGUUUGGGUUUUUUUUCUUGUGCAGGAGACGUUGGGAGAGAACUAUUCGGAAGACAAUCCGUAUCGGAUUCUAGUGGACAAAUACGAGGCGCUGUUGAAAAUCCAACAGAAACACAACGCGUUCACGACGAUGAUGCCGUCGAACAAGGACAUCGGCCAGGGCGGCUUAUCGCUGCACGAAGAGCUGCAGAUGUCGGGUCAGUUUUCGUCGUUCAACGGCAACGCGUCGGACAGCGAGGACGACGAGGUGAUCGGAUCCGCGGAAACCACAGGGGCCGGCGGCAGAUCGGUUAGCGCGACGGCGUGCAAGUAUUCCGAGACGGAGACCACGUCGUCCUCGGGCUUCUCGGACGAGACGAGCAACAAGUGCACGCAGACCGAGACGUUCUUCACCGGUUCGUUCUUGUGCACGAUAUCCGACGGGGACGACUGCCGGUUCAGCAUCUACGACGACGCCAGUCCCAUCGAGAGCCGGUUCCGGAAAACGCCCGAGUACCGGCAGUUGUUCCGCGAGAUAUUCGCCGUGCUCAAGCGGGCGGCCGAGGCCAAGGACGAGGGCGAGAAGUUGCCGCUGUUGCAGGACGAAAAGUGCGACGGCGCCGGGGACAACGAGGUCGACGACGACGACGACGACCCGGCGAUGAUGACCGCCGCCGCGCCCAAAGUGCCGCCGGCAACGCCGGCGUGCGAAAUCAACCCGUUGGUCGAGACGUUGGAGCAGUCGGUCGCGGCGACUACCACGGAGACGACGACCGCGGUGGCGGCCGAACAUCAACGGCGAGCGCCGGCGGAGGAACAUCAGCCGCAACUGCUGCAGCACAAGCGACUGUCGAUGCCGGCGGCGGCGGCGGCAGUGUCGCGCGGCGACAUCGACAGGCAGCAGCAAUCGCUACAGGAGCAGCCGCAGAAGCAUAUCCGCCGCCAGCGGGACAUCAUCGAGGAGUUGGCGGCCACGGUCAAGCACAAGAAGCACGUGCGGCACCGCAAGUCGUCCAAACAACAGUCCAACAAGGACAUCAGCCAUUUGAUGGAGUACAAGUGGACCGACCAGGUGACGCGCAGACCGCAGAAGAGCGUGGAUGCAGACGGCGGCUGCGGCGGCAGACCGUCGCCCACGCACAGGGCGACGUGGUGCGUGUCCAAGGACGCGGACGCCGACGGCCACGAGUACGCGAGUUCCGCUUCCCAGGAGGUCGCCAAGCUCAAGAUGCUGGAAAAGUCGUACGCGGAAGUGUUGAGACUGAGAAAACCGCCUACCAGACAUGCGGUCUGGCAAAACGCCGAUCGGAUGUAAAAGUCAUAUAAGUUUCAAUAAAUGAUAUUUGUUUUUCAAAAAAUCCUCUAUAAUUCCUAUAUAUUUUUUUUGGGAGCAAAAAAAAAAAAAAAAAAAAAAAA
Molecule: messenger RNA, 62382 nt
Organism: Cinara cedri
Lineage: Eukaryota; Metazoa; Arthropoda; Insecta; Hemiptera; Aphididae
Source: the annotation of a GenBank genome assembly